AUGCGCGACUCGAAGCCGCGGCGGAGGGGGAGGAAUGGUCUGGAGUGCGCAUGCGAGGGAAUGUGACGCGAGUGGGGAGGGGGAAAGCGCUCCCACAAGGGGUUAAUGCGCCUGCGCGAAGAGCGGCGCGCCAGGCAAAGGAAAGGCGUUGGCGCCCUCUCUCGGCCGAAGACCGGCAUCGCGUGGGAAAAGAGGUCGGCGGUGCUGAUGUUGCAGUGACUGCGCUCUGCAAAGAGAGACGCGCUUGGCAGAGUGGCGUUGCCGUGAUUUUCUGCGGGGUUUACAACGAGUAAGAUCUAACGUAGAUGCCUAGACAGCAUCUUAAAAAGCAGAGACAUCACCUUGCCAACAAAGGUCCGUAUAGUAAAAGCUAUGGUUUUCCCAGUAGUGAUGUAUGGAAGUGAGAGCUGGACCAUAAAGAAAGCUGAUCGCCAAAGAAUGGAUGCUUUUGAAUUCUGGUGCUGGAAGAGACUCUGGAGAGUCCCAUGGACUGCAAGAAGAUCCAACCUACACAUUCUGAAGGAAAUCAGCCCUGAGUGCUCCCUGGAAGGACAGAUCGUGAAGCUGAGACUCCAGUACUUUGGCCACCUCAUGAGAAGAGAAGACUCCCUGGAAAAGACCCUGAUGCUGGGAAAGAUGGAGGGCACAAGGAGAAGAGGACGAUGGAGGACGAGAUGGUUGGACAGUGUUCUCAAAGCUACCAGCGUGAGUUUGACCAAACUGCGGGAGGCAGUGGAAGACAGGAGUGCCUGGCGUGCUCUGGUCCAGGGGGUCACGAAGAGUUGGACAUGACUAAACGACCAAACAACAACAAGAUCUUACGUAGUAGCGUAAGAGCCAAAGGCCUAUCUAGCCAAGCUUUCCUGUCUCAGAGUGGGCAACCAGAUGUCCCAACGAGAAGUUGGGAAGCAGGACUUGAAUGCUUCAGUGAUUUCCCCACUUGGGAAUCUCAAAACUCACACCAUCUUAUUUAGCUGUUUGCAAAAAGCAAAACAAAGCGAAAACAAAAAAAAGCUACCACCUAGCUGUAAUCAGUAAUUUUAAAACAAUUAAGGCAGCUCUGCUAGAAUAGAAGAAAACAAGCAGAAAGUUUUCUCACCAGCAAAAGAAACAGAAAUACUGAUGUUGAAGAUGCAGUUGUAGGAGAAUAUAUUAACAUGCAGCCCAGUCUCUUUGCAGUUUAUUCAGCAGUCACACUCUUUGAAUUAUUUGGGACUUACUCCCAAGUAACUGGAUAGGUUUGCAUCCAUCUAUCUCAAAUCAUAAGCCCACUGAUUUGGAGUUCAAUCCUAAUAUACAGACCUGGAGACAGGAGAGGCCCUCUACUGAUGGAGAGAAAAUCUGUGCGUGUAAAUCUUCAACUUUCUGUGUUUUCACAAGGCCUGCUUCAGAGAAGGUCACAGGUAGCUUUGGAAUCUUUGGAUCCAAGGCCCUUUUAUUCACCUGAGUGGUUCCAGGACUGGGUCUGUCAAAUGUGCCAGCCUUGAGAUAGAAUAGCUCCAGGACAUUUGGUCCAGCUGUUGGUCUGAGGAUUCUGAUUCUGUGGAUCGUUCAGAAGUAAGUCUCACUGGCCACCCAGAUUCUGUAUGAAGAAGAGCUUCUGAUGGUAGAGAAUAUAGCCUCUGGGGGAGGGGGAAUAUUCUGCACAAUUUCAAAGAUUUUGAAAGCCCCCCAUUUCAAUGCUAUUUGAAUAAGCACUCUGCUACAGGGUGGCACUGUCGGUUAAACCACAGAGCCUAGGACUUGCCGAUCAGAAGGUCGGCGGUUCGAAUCUCUGCGACGGGGUGAGCUCCCAUUGCUCGGUCCCUGCUCCUGCCAACCUAGCAGUUCAAAAGCACGUCAAAGUGCAAGUAGAUAAAUAGGUACUGCUCUGGCAGGAAGGGAAACAGCGUUUCCGUACGCUGCUCUGGUUUGCCAGAAGCGGCUUAGUCAUUCUGGCCACAUGACCCAGAAGCUGUACGCCAACUCACUUGGCCAAUAAAGCGAGAUGAGUGCCACAACCCCAGCGUCGGCCACGACUGGACCUAAUGGUCGGGGUCCCUUUACCUACCAGGUAUCUUUAGGUGUUUUCGGAGAUGACAAGUGAACUAGUUUGUGAAAAGAGGGAAAAUGCUAAUCCUGACUUCUCUCUUUGCUUUUUUUGCCAGGAUCCAAUCUGGCAACAAGUCACACUCUUUUCAGUGUUACACAAGCACAACGCUUCCUCCCCGGCUCAUGUCCUGCUCCUUUUUUAAAAAACAGAUUUUUUAUUAAAUUUUCACAUUUUUACACAUUUUAUCUCCAACCAAUUCAACCAUUAAAAUAUUAGGUCCGCUGAAACUUCGGACUUCCUUCCCUCCCUCCCAUGGGUUCUUAAAUUAAAAUUUUAAGUUUUCUGCAUCUUUUACUUUAUCCAACUAUUAUAUAUCACUAAUUAUCCUAACCAAUUUUUUUUAAAAUGAUAUUUAUUGAAGUUUCACAUGAAAAGAGACAUCUUAAUAAAAAAAAGAAAUUUGAAAAUAAAAAGAAAAAUACACCAUACAAAAUACAAAAAAGAAAAAAAAGAAAAAACAGUUAAAAACAAUUCCAUCUUUCAUCUAACACCACAUUACCAUUUCCCUGACCUCCUCUUCCUCCCUCUUUUUGUAUUCCAAUUAAUUUGUCCAUAAUUCCUUUCCCUCCUUAAUCCCAAUCCCUUCAUCUUAAUAUAUUACUAACAUUAAAUUUUAACCUAUUAAAGCCAAUUUUCCAUUUCUUGCUUUUUUAAUCCUAAAUCCUUAAUCUUGGUCAUAUAUGCUUUAAAGCCUGCAGCUAAGAGCCAUGAUUUAAUCCAGCAUCAUUUCUAACAUUCUUUAAUUUUACCCAAUGUUUCUGUAAGUAAUCUUUAUGAAUUUCUUCCGGUCUUCUUCCACACAAACUCUUCUCCUGGUCACCCAGUUCUGCCAGUCAUCUCCAGCCAAUUCCAUAUAGUCCAUCAAUUUCAUCUGCCAUUCCUCCAGUGUAGGUAGCUCUUGUGUCUUCCAGUGCUGCGAUGAGUAUUCUUGCCUGCUGUUGUAGCAUCACCAAAAAAGUUCUAUCUUUUUAACACCAAUUGCCGACUAUGCAGGAGAAAGGCCUCUGGUUUCUUCCAGAAGGUAUAUUUAAUGCUUUAAUUCAUUAUAUCAUCUCCAUGACCUUAAUCUUUGGGCGUCCACCAAGGUGAAAAAUGUACCUUCAGUUUCUUUACAUUUCCAAACUUAUUGCAGACCCAGAUGGGUUUUUGCAAACAUUCAGUUAUAACCUCACCUGUAUAUCACGUUUCCAUAAUAUUCUCUCUUAUGGCAUUACAUGCCGUAAAUUUCAUACCUGUGGUCCUUGCUGUUUGAUCAUGAACAUAAUGUUGUGUCAACGUCUUGUGCCAUUCCCAAUCAUGCAGAUUUCACGUUUCAUCCUGAGUGUUCAUUUCAGCAACCAAGUUAUCCCGAUCUUGACAAGUCUGGUUGGGUUCUAACAGUUCUGUUUCUAAUUUUGGUUUUUUGCCUGGAAGCCAAUUUUCUUGUCCCGAAUUGUACCUCAUUAUCUGAUAAUAAUGAAGCCAGUCUAUGCUGUUUUUAAUUUUUCAAAACUCUGCAAUUUCGGUCUAUCUCCAUCUUGUUCAAAAUUUCCCAAUAUUUGACCAUUUGACCUCCAUAUUGAGCUUUUAAACUUGCCAUUGUUGACAACCACCUUGGGUUGUUUUCAAUAAAUCUUGUAUCUUAUCCAAACAUUAAACAAUGCUUUCCCCAGCAAUGUGAUUUUUAAAUGCUUUAUGUGCUGACCUCCUCCUUCUCCACAGAUAACCAUGCCAUCCAAAUACAUUGGCAAAACCUUCUAGAUCCAAAAUGUCCAGUCUUUCAAAAGCAGCCAUUCUCAGCUCAGCAAGGCUGUGUUCAUAAUAAAGUUUAAGGUCUGCAGAACCGUCCACCUCUUUCUUAAUCUGUUGAUAUUUUCCAUUUACAUUCGGGCGCGCUGCCAGACCAGUCUAAAAAUAUCUCUCACCACCUCUUGAAACAAUUCAUUUUUAUCCACGGUUUACGUGUUUGAGCAAAACAAACUCCAAACUGGCCAUUCGGCACUACGCCAGCAAUCAUUAGCAGCGACUUCAAGUUGUGUUCUAAAUCUUUUUUCACUUCAGCCCAGCAUUUUUCAUAGUUAUCUUUGAAUAAAUUCCCAUUUUUUGCUGUCAUAUUAAUCCCCUUAUCAUAACCAAUUUCAUAUCACAAAUGUCAUUACAACGCUACCAAUUAUUUUAACUGUUUGCAGUGGUUUUUAAAGUAAACUACAAAUUUACUCCAAUCUCUAACAUAUACUUGAUCUUCUUGGUUUCUGAUCUUCCCCGUCAGUUUCGCCAUUUCUGCAUAUUCCAUCAAAUCCGCCUGCCAUUCUUCCUUUGUGCUCAUGUCUUGUUCCUUUCUGGUCUUGGCUACUGUAAUCUCCUCUUCUGUGACCUCACAUUAUCUCAUUUUUGACACCUUGAAUUUAUCCAGCACUCUCUGCCCCACAUCACUCACCUCUCUUGUUGCUGUUACUCUGGUUAGAAGGUGGUCGUCCUUAAAUACCAUCUCUGGUUUCUUUCCCACAAGCUCCACAUCUAAUCAGUGGCCCCUGCUUUACAAAACUGAGCUUGGGCCAAGGAAACCUGUUUGGAAAUGUCAUAAGAAGAAGACGACUGCGCCCUUUCCCUUAUGGGGUAUCUAAGAGCCCGUAUAGAGUCCUUAUGUAGGUUCUCAAUCCAUAGGAGAAAAUAACAGAGGCCAACCAGAGAAUAUUGAGAAGCAAAGCAGCUCAUAAGCCUGAUCUUUAUUGAACUGUUGCAACAGGGAGGGAGGGAGGAGAGGAACCCAGAACAUUGGUGUGCAAGCUCUUAUAUAGACUUUUGAAACCCUGUAGCUCAAGACCACCCCUCAAAACAUCAUACAUACAUCACAGAAAGAGGUGGUCCCCAGCAGAAAUUUGAGUGUGUUGCUUCUCUCCUGUCUGCCAGGAUACCUGAUAAUGCCUCAUCUGAGUGCCUUUUCUGGGUAGCCUGGCCAUUCCUUGGAGAAUGGUAAAUACUUAGUUCCUGGAUCUCUUACGCAUACUGAUAGUUUGCUUAGCUUAACAGAUACUUCCCAAACUGUAUUUGAAAAGGGAGGUGUAAGCCCCUAAAGUCCAAAGAAAAUUGGAAAGCUUUCCCCAUUUCCUUCCUCCUUGCAGAGAAAAUAUUUGAGGUCAAUUUGGGAGAGUCAAAAUGGCUUCAGGAUUGCUCUCCUGUACUAUUUCAGAUGCGUGGUUUAUAUACCUAUGUAUGUGUUUGCCUUGUACAUUUAUUAACAUUUAUUUUAUAUAUAUAAGACCUUAGAAUUCCUAUAACAGAAACAACUAGCCUCUGCCAUGUGGAAUGAGAUUAUCUUGAUCAAGUGCAAACACCACACAAUGAUGGGAGGUUUCACAUUUUUAUUUCCUACAAUGUUUGCACAGCUAGGCUGCCCUUCUCUAAUGGAGGUAAUAAAGUCUGUCUUUGAUAAACACAGAUAAACAUGUUUCUCUGUUCCACAGCCAGGCAGCCUGGAUACAACUGUUGAUAACAGUCAGCUGGGGUGAGGGCUUGCCUUUCCCAUGCAGGAAGAUGAGAGGAACACCUCUGUAACUGCACAAAUUCUUCACACAUGCCUUGGGCCUCUUUGGUACAACAAAAUGUCUUCAUCACGUUAAGAAGUCUGGACUGUUUGCAUCUCUUCACACUUCAGUCUUACUGGCCAGCUGUCCAGCCCUCUUUAGCCUUUGUUGACCUUGGAAAACAGUCCCUCUUAGCCUCAUCCACUAUGGGAUGCCUGUAAUAAAAAACCAUCCACACGCCACACAUCCUUGGAGCUUGUUAAGUUAAGCACUAAUUAUUACUUUUAACACACGAGAAACCACAUAAAUGUUUGGCUACCUUCUUUUAUCUAUUAUAUAAAAUAGAUUCUAUAAACUACCUUCUUACGUUAUGGCUUCAUAUGUUCUUAGCAAUCCUGAUAGGCUCAGCAAAUGUCUUCCUAAUAACCUAUCCUAUACCUGAAGGAUUCCAUACAAGGUUACAAUACAGUGGUACCUCGGGUUACAUUCGCUUCAGGUUACAUACGCUUCAGGUUACAGACUCUACUAACCCAGAAAUAGUGCUUCAGGUUAAGAACUUUGCUUCAGGAUGAGAACAGAAAUCGUGCUCCAGCGGCGUGGCAGCAGCAGGAGGCCGCAUUAGCUAAAGUGAUGCUUCAGGUUAAGAACAGUUUCAGGUUAAGUACGGACCUCCGGAACAAAUUAAGUCCUUAACCCGAGGUACCACUGUAUAUGAUAAAAUUGUUGGUUGCCACAGAAUAGUCUUAAGUGGACACGCCAGGACAUUUGUGCUUUGAUGAUGUUCCAAAGAUGUUGAUACAUCACAUUUAGCUAGAUGUAACAUUGAAUCACCUUGUUGUUGUUAUUUAGUCAUAUCAGACUCUUCAUGACCCCAUGGACCAGAGCACGCCAGGCACUCCUGUCUUCCACUGCCUCCCGGAGUUUCGUCAAAUUCAUAUUGGUAGCUUCAAUAACACUGUCCAACCAUCUCGCCCUCUGUCGUCCCCUUCUCCUUGUGCCCUCCAUCUUUCCCAGCGUCAGGGUCUUUUCCAGGGAGUCUUCUCUUCUCCUGAGGUGGCCAAAGUCUUGGAGCCUCAGCUUCAGGGUCUGUCCUUCCGGUGAGCACUCAAGGCUGAUUUCCUUAAGAAUGGAGAGGUUUGAUCUUUUUGCAGUCCAUGGGUCUCUUAAUAGUCUCCUCCAGCACCACAGUUCAAAAGCAUCAAUUCUUCGGCGAUCAGCCUUUUUAAUGGUCCAGCUCUCACUUCCAUACAUCACUACUGGGAAAACCAUAGCUUUAACUAUACAGAAACCCUGGCUGGUGAGGGACCAUGAUGGUGCUGUUAUUAUUUAUUCAAUCUCUGUAGCAGGUGCAAUAGGAUGGUUCAUCUGGGCAGGAAAAAAGAUAGUGGGAUCAGGAGAAUACGUGUUGCUCCUGGCAACCAUUACGAAACAGGGCUGGAAUGUGGGCUGGAGAUGAGCGGGUAAGUUAUGGAGGAGUGCAAAAACUGGGAGAUGAGAGCAGCUUAAGGCAAUUUAAAUGCUCCUAGGCACUUAACCUGAGAGCACCAGCUAAUUCAUCUUUCUUCUUAUAUUCUUAGUAGAGUUAAUAAAUUAAAAAGACACCUGCUUCUUGGGAGAAAAGCGAUGACAAACCUAGACAGAUAUUAAAAAGCAGAGACAUCACCUUGCUGACAAAAGUCCGUAUACAGUGGUACCUCGGGUUAAGUACUUAAUUCGUUCUGGAGGUCUGUUCUUAACCUGAAACUGUUCUUAACCUGAAGCACCACUUUAGCUAAUGGGGCCUCCCGCUGCUGCCGCGCCCCCGGAGCACGAUUUCUGUUCUCAUCCUGAGGCAAAGUUCUUAACCUGAAGCACUAUUUCUGGGUUAGCGGAGUCUGUAACCUGAAGCGUAUGUAACCUGAGGUACCACUGUAGUUAAAGCUAUGGUUUUCCCAGUAGUGAUGUAUGGAAGUGAGAGCUGGACCAUAAAGAAGGCUGAUCGCCGAAGAAUGGAUGCUUUUGAAUUCUGGUGCUGGAGGAGACUCUUGAGAGUCCCACGGACUGCAAGAAGAUCAAACCUCUCCAUUCUGGAGGAAAUCAGCCCUGAGCGCUCACUGGAAGGACAGAUCCUGAAGCUGAGGCUCCAAGACUUUGGCCACCUCACGAGAAGAGAAGACUCCCUGGAAAAGACCCUGAUGUUGGGAAAGAUGGAGGGCACAAGGAGAAGGGGACGACAGAGGACGAGAUGGUGGGACAGUGUUCUUGAAGCUACCAGCAUGAGUUUGACCAAACUGUGGGAGGCAGUGGAAGACAGGAGUGCCUGGCGUGCUCUGGUCCAGGGAGUCACGAAGAGUCGGACACGACUAAACAACAACGAAGAAUGGAGCCUGCAUGUUCAGAGGCAGUCUACCUGCAUCUGCCAUGUGCUUGGGGGCCAAAGAGCAAGCUUUCUUUCUGGGCACCUGAUUGGCUACUGCAAGGAAACAGGCUGCAACUGCCAAUUUUUGGGGCUGGCUGGGGGUCAAAAACAUCUGGGGGGCACCCCAAUCCUUCAGGCCUCUUUUUGAAAUUCUUGAGGACUAGCCCCCUCCAUCUAAUUCACCCUCAGGACCAACCACUUAAAACUAACGGAGGCGCGUUUUCAUUUUAUUUCUUCCCCCCCCCCCCGCGCGCUACCCUUGCUGGGACUCGUAGUUCAUUCGGCGCGCUCCUCCUCGGCUUGCCUUUAAUCCAUGCCCCUCUUCUCGGACUACGUUUCCCAGGAGGCUGCGCGGCCUGGAGCCGCGAAGGAAGAUGGGGCGAGCGUGCCCUCGAGAGGGGCGGGGCCCCCGCAUCCCAACGCGAUCCGGGACGUUGUUUUUUUUCCCCUUCUCCCCGCCCUCCCGCCCGUCAGUUCCACCCUCUGCCCCAAUCAGCGCGCCAUGGGGACCUUGGGACGGGCGGCGAUUGGCCAGUUCGGAAGGGAGGCCGAAGUUUGAAAUAUUUAAACGGCGGCAACGGCGGAGGGAGCUGAGGCGACGGCGAGACGAGGCCCCGGCGGCUCCGAGGUACGGGAGGCGAGAACCGGGAGUGGCGAGAGGAGAAAAAAGAUUCGGGAGAGCGACUGCUUUCCCUGCGGUCCGCGACGGGGGUGGGUGGGCAUCCCGCUCACCUGAGGUAAAAACCGCAGGUAGUUCCGCGGGUUCUGAAGGUGCGGGGUCCGAAUUUCAGGGUCCUGAGGAGAAGCCCAACCCCAACCCCUCCGUUAGUUUCCUGGGUCUGUCGGUUUGGUUCCCCCCCCCCCGCCUUUGUUUCCCGCCCUUCCCCCUGCCUAAGGGCCCAAGGGCGGGUCGAGGCCCUCGAAGCAGCCGGGCGGCCCUAGGAAGAACUGGCCUCGGCGGGUCGCUUACCUGCCGUCUCCCCCCGCUGGGCUUCCCGGUGGAAGAGGGCGCCACGUCCGAAGCCCCGGAGAGCCGCUUCCAGUCGGGGGAGGCCCGUUCGAGCUCGCGAGUCUGAGUCUCCCUUGGGCAGCUUCCUAUUGUGGGGAUUCUGGGGGUGGAAAUGGGCCCUAUAGCCUGGGGAAUGGCUCAGGGCCUCCUCCCUCCCUCAACCGCCAAAGACAAUAUUAUUAUUAUUUUUAUUUAUUUAUUUAUUUAUUUAUUUAUUUAUACAUAUAUACAUGCCUACCCCACCCAUCUGGCUGGGUUUCCCCAACCACUCUGGGGUCUUCCAACAAAAGAUUUAAAAAGAUUAAAAAUACAUUAAAAAGACAAGAGGCCAAAGGGUGGGUUGUUUUGUUUUGUUUUGUUUUUAAAUAAUUUUUAUUAAAUAGUUUCUUUUAGGUUACAAAAAUAUGGGCAUUCUCUCCUUUUUCAGGUUGUAGAGCCUAUUCUACAGAUCCGUUGUAUUUGAUGAGAGACAUUAUGUAAGGCUGCCAUAUUUCAAAAACUGAAAAUCCAGACGCAAAAGUUCAGCUUUUUAAAAUAUAUACAAAGUUGCUCAUCUUUUUUGGCAAAAUCGCAAAAAACAACAACAAAACGGUUUUUGAGCUAUUUUUGAGGGAAAGAGGCAAAAGUGACACUGCCAAUGCAGAUUGCCAUAUGUCACGAUUUCCCCAGAUGUUUUGCCGUUUCCCGCCCAGACGCAGCUUCCAACUGUAGUAUUCUGUGUAUGUCUGUGAAAUUCUGGAUGUACAGUGGUGCCUCGCAAGACGAAAUUAAUUCGUUCCGCGAGUUUUGUCGUCUUGCGAUUUUUUUUCGUCUUGCGAAGCACGGUGUCGGGAAAGUUUUGGAAAAGCUUCAAAAAUCACCAAAGUCUUUAAAAACCUCAAAAAAGGCUACCACACCGCGUUCUAUGAGUUGCUCCUCGAAGUCAAGUCACAACUGUAUUAACGGUGUUAAGAAAAAGGAAACAAACUUGCAAGACGUUUCCGUCUUGCGAAGCAAGCCCAUAGGGAAAAUCGUCUUGCGAAGCAGCUCAAAAAACAAAAAACCCUUUCGUCUAGCGAGUUUUUUGUCUUGCGAGGCAUUCGUCUUGCAAGGUACCACUGUAUGGCAACCACCAUUGUAUACAGUAUAAGGGGGUGGAAGAGAGGAAGGGGUGGUAAACAAGAGGCCAGAGUUGAGUGACGUGAGUUACAUGCUGGAUGCAAAAGCUUAAGGCUGGAAAGUCGGAGAGAGAGACGGACAGACAGGCCUGAUUUCCUUUUAGGCUCGGGUUGUAUAUAUGUGUAAAUAAACCAUGUACCAUAAAGGCAGCACCAUCUCUGCUGUACAGGCAGCGACCAUUUCUCGUGAAAACUCUGUUCCCAGCCCCCACAUGCAUCAGCCCCCACAUAAGCAUGCCCUGUUAUGCCCCCCUCUUAUGCCCUCUUCCAGGUUUAAAAGGACCUGGAUGUCUGCGAUUGCAUGUCAAUUGAAUGCACCUAAAAUAUUCACCUGUAUCUCGUUCCAAAAAGAAACACAAACCUUGAGUUAGUGCCAAGAACCCUUGCGAUCUCACACCGCUUGCAGAUUGGGGGUGGGAUACAACACUAUGUUCCACCCAUCCUUCAUCAUGUGGUCCAAGUAUUAUUUACAUACAGCUCAGUAUAAGUAGCUGUUAAACAGGAUGCAUAUUCUGAUCUCAUCUUUAUGUCUUGAUCUGGUGUUGUCAUGUAUGACCCAUACAUAGGGGCCAACACAAAGAAGGCCCCCUCACACACUCCUGCUCAUAGAGCUUCAUAAGGCAGCAAAGCUUCCAGCAGGACCUCCCCUCCAGAUCAUAACAUCUAGACAGGUUUAUAUGGGUUCCUCUCUCUUUUAACCCACUCACCCAGCAGGAUGGGAAAAAGUGAUGGCUGCAAAGCCAAGUGUUGAGACAAGUGGCGUUCUGGGCUUCUUAGAGGAAUCUGGUUGACUGAAACGGAUACUAGUGAUUUUGACACUAGAUAGAUGACCCUUUCAUCUGCUAGCAGAGCUGUUCUUGCAUUCAGAAGGCAAGUUUGCUUUAGAUGAGGUGAGGUAUUCUGCAAGUUCUUUAUUUCCAAUGGUUCUGAUAGAGACAGUGAUGGUUUAGUUGCUUUCUGUUUGAGAGAAACACCAGGCAGAUAAAUGGAUGAUUAAUCAUUAAGUUCCCUGUACAACAGCGCCAAAGCAGUGAGUAGAUACAAAUUUUUGGAAUGCCACCACUGCUCUGGUGCAUGAUGCAUAUUAACAGAACAUUCAAGGCCGAUUGCCAGGAGGUUUUAGAAUACUUACAAUUCUUCCUCUUUCCAGUGUACUUUUUUGCUCUGUUGCAGAGUAAGGCCUGUCUACUUGCUCUGUGUUACACUCUCCUGGUUUUGUGUUGUGGUGACAUAAUUUAGGUAUUAUAGCCUGCCCUAACUGUUAGCUUUUAGAGUGGAGAACAAGUUAAAAAUGGAGAGCUUUUUGAUCACUAAAUAAUAUGCAUCCAAUUAAAAACUUGGUUCUAGCCAUUUCACAUAAUGGGAAGAAAAUAAGAGCACACAACUGGAAGGAAUGUUAGGUCUCAAAAUAACCAGCCCAAUUUUCAGCUGCAGGGUGUUGGUUAGGGGGGAUUUCAUUGUUCUAGCGAUUCCCCCCGCCCCAUGCCUUCCUUUCUCAGGCACUAUGACAAAUCUAAACUUAGGGCACCUAGGCGAAAGCUGGCCUGGCAUUAAGCAGGAGAUUUUGGGUGUCUUAAGAGGCUUUCUGGUUCCCCUUUGCACCAAGUCUAACACAUCAGCCCCAAAUCCCCUGCUGUCCCUUUAACACCUAUUUUUAACUUGUCCCAUCUUGAUGUUGCCUAGAGCUUGUGGGGCCUGAAUUACAGGGCAUACGAUGUCAGGGGCAUUUAUUUUUGGGUUGCUGGGAAGGGAGACACGGAUCUCUAGCUGGGGUGGAGGGGCAUAAGAAGUCUGGGAAAUACUGGCACAGCUUUUAUCUCUCUCACUUGACUCUCCCUGUUCCACAAAUGAGUCUGUUGCAACAUCAAGCAUGAUGGAUAAGCAGAAUUAGCAUGGGGAUAACAUUGCAGAUCCACCAAGACUUCCUGGCUGGCACAUUACGGUUUGCAUCUUGGCCUUAAAGUGCAGGGCCUCCCACAUGUUUGUUAGGCCCCAGAGCUCUGUACCAGGAGCUGAGUCAGGUUGUGACCUUGCAGAGCACCCAGAAACAGUUGGAACAGCUCUGACACUGGUACCAGCAGGGUACAUGGUCUGCAUCCGUAAAUUCCACCAGAAAUGGUGAAGGAUAGUUGGGGAAAAAUACUUGUGGGGGAAGAGAAUAACAAGUUUUUUUCUUUACAACAUAGAAACAUUAGAAAUGGGCUCAUUCUGAGAGAAGAUGCUAAUUGCAUCAUAGAAUAAUAAAAUUGGGUUGUUCACUUUGAGCUGCUGCUUGACACGUUUCCUGCUUCCACAUUAGAAUGUUGAUUUUUCAUAUUGUUCCUGAUCCCAAAUAAUACAGUCACCUUUCUUUGUUAUCAUGGGGUCAUUGGCUUCUAUUUUCAACUUAUUUUUUGCUAGCUGAAGGCAGAUAUUGGGGGGUGGGGUGGGAGAAAAAGGGCUCAGCAUUGCAGUUUCCAUUUAUGGGCAGAUUUGAAGUGACCUGAAUAGAAACAGCAGAACCUGUGCCCUAUUAAUAUAACAAACAUUACCAUUCCAUGUGCUGAGAUUCCUAAUGCAUUUUGUGUGUUUGACAUAUAAGGUCCAGUUUAAAUGGGCAGUGCAUAGAAGUUAAACUCCAAAAACCUUUUGUUUCUCCUCCCCCUGCCCCCAAAUUGUCAUUCUACUAAGUGCUGAACAGAAUUUCUGUGUGUCUUGCAUGUGUGGAGUUGAAAGCAUAAAAACAAAAAUGCAUUUACAAAUGGCAUACUUACUAGUAAAGACAUUACCCGCCCCUCCUGGGUACCUGGGAAUUAGCUUUCUAACAUGAGGACUGUGCUGUAAGGAAAUAGGUACCUAUGGCAUGAGCAACCUUACUUACAUGAGUAAGUUUGGGGUGGGACUUACCAGGCAGUCAUCCUUUGAUGAUGCUGAGACCCUAAAAUACUUCCGCUGCUCUGCCUGAAACCUUGAUUUGUCCUGGGAUUUCCUUAGUGUAAUGGAAGCCUUGAACAUCUGUAAGUGUUUCUGCAGUGAAGGAAUGUGGGCCCUUGGGCACAAGAGGCCUGCAAGUUAGCUGGGGAUAUGGUCAAUGGGGCAAGUGGUCAGCGCAGCACCUGUGCCAGCUUGUUCUGUUUGUAGCAUGAGUUGCUCAUGUCCUCCAGCCUGGUCUUGCACAGUAGUUUCUUGGAAGUGCCUGGGCUUGAAAGCAAAAAGAUCUGCAUGAUUGGGUGGUGGCAGUGGAGGAGUGGGCAGAACGUAAUGGCUUCUAACCUUGGGUGUAAUUCAUAUUUCUCUGUGGCUUCACAGCCUCUACUUGUCUAGCAGGGAUUAUUCUUACUCCUCUGAUGAAAAGGCCGAAGCUGUGCAGUAUCAGUGAAGGAUAAAUUAUGCCCAAGGUUGGAUGUGAUUAAGUGUGGCUGUUGUGGUUCCUAGCUGGAAAAAGGCAUGCUAUGCCCUCCAUGCUGCUGGGUGACCUUUUCUGCAGAGGUGCAGAAAGUGACACAGCCCUGCCCUGUGAUGAAAGAGUUGAGAUAAGUGCUAAAAAAAGCCUGCAAUCCAUAGCCUUGCUGAACUUCACUAGUAAAGCCUAUUGAGUACCCCUGUACCAACCAAGUAAAGGUGUGAGGUGGCAGAGAGGCAGGCUUAUCUGGUAAAUUGGCUGUGGGAGGCACCAUCUCCCAGAAUGUUCUUCCUCACAAGCCCUAAUGCAAUGAACAGCAGAUGUGCAAAAGCAUCUGAAUCCUGUGUACUUAGGAGAGGAUAAUCGGGUGGGAGCAGUUGGUUUAGUGCCCUACUUGUGUGAUUUCUAGAAACAUUUAGUCCAGUAGAGCUGCUCCUCGGUUUUGUUGCUGUUCAGGCAUCUAAAUGGCUACUUGCUUUCUAACCUGUGCACAUGCUUUCCAUGCAGAAGCCCCCAGAUUAAUCUCAGAUAUUCCUAGGUGGGGCUUGGAAAUUCCUCAGCCUGAAGCCCUGGAGAGUUGAUGGCAGUCAGUGGACCAAUGGUGUAACAUGGAAUAAGACAGCUUCCUGUGUUCCAGUGAGGCUUCUUCUAAAAUAGGAAGGGUUGGUUCUCAGAGGCCUCUUAUUACAAUAAUAAAUAAAUAAUAAACCUUUAUUGUCGCUACACCACCUGUGUGCAAUGAAAUUAAACGAGCCCCCCCCCCCAUACACUCAGUCUAGUUUGCGCUCUGUGUGCUUGUCAGAAGUCAAUUACACCACUAUUUUUUUUCCAUUCAGCAGCCUACGGAUAAAAACUGUUAUUUAACCUGUUGGUGCGGCUGACUAUACUUCUGUAUCUCCUGUCCGAAGGUAGGAGAUUAAAGAAGUGCUGGCCAGGGUGUGAGUAGUCCCUAAGAAUUUACCUCGCUCUUCUGAGGCAGCGGUCUCCCGCGAUGUCAUCUAGCGAACUCUGAGGACAGCCCAUGAUGUCAUAUGCUGUAUUCGCCACCCUCUGUAGGGACUUCCUGUCCAUGACUGUCAGACCAGCGUACCACACUGUUAUACAGUAUUAAAGGACACUUUCUAUUGUGGCCCGGUAGAAGCAGAUCAUCAAUUUUUGUUUGACAUUGUUCUUUCGCAAGACCCUGAGGAAAUGGAGUCUCUGUUGGGCCUUCCUAAACCACCUGGGUUGUAUUGAUUUUCCAAGUGAGGUCUUCACUAAGGUAAACUCCCAGGAAUUUAAAGGAAGAGACUCUCCACACGCACACACCUGAUAUACAACGGGGCUAGUUCCUCUCUCUUCCUCCGAAAGUCCAACACCAUCUCCUUUGUCUUGCUGAUAUUUAGGUUCAAGUUGUUCUCUAGGCACCAUGUGAAGACUUUUUGAACCUCCUCCCUAUAUGCUGAUUCAUCUCCACCUGUAUUUAGACCCAUUAUGGUGGUAUCAUCUGCAAACUUAAUAAUUGCAGUGGAUGGAUCAGAUGAAAUGCAGUCAUAUGUAUGCAAUGAGUACAGGUAGGGAUUCAGUACGCAUCCCUGUGGGGUGCCAGUGCUGAGCUUCAAGAGGUAGAUGUAACAGGCCCAAUCCUCACGAAUUGUGUGUGAUCCCUCAGAAAGUCUUUAAUCCAAUCGCAGAUGGUAGGGGAAAGGUCCAGGUCCAUCAGCUUUUUGAUAAGAAUGCUUGUGUAUUGAUGUCCAAUGCUCGCAGAUCUAUUUGGAAGGUUAUGGACUGUUAAAGAAAACAAGGCACACAUGUUCCCUGCAAGAUCUGUAUUUUUCCUUGUUUCCUUAAAUGAGGGUGGAGGUAUUUCUACUCAAUGCAAUCUUUGACAAUCUUCUGGCAGCAGAUCUUAAUAGAGAUGAGAAUGUACCAUUGCUUCCAGUUUGGAUGGAUGGCUUGAGCUGAAAACAGCAGUAUGCGCUUUUGGGGAAAUUGUGUAUUGGAAUUUUUUUGUCCUGCAGAUUAUAAUAAUCCGCUUUGCCUUAGCCACUGUGCAAAGCUGAAAGGUAAAAGGCUCACUUCUCAAUAGUGUGGUCCAAAUUGGUGGCUGUAGUACAACCCAAAUUGCAGCCCACAGCUGAUAUCUGAGGAGGUUGAGCUUAUGGCUUCCUCCAGUGGCCAGACCAUUGCUUAACGCUGCCUCGCAUGGUCGACCUACCUUUCCCUCCUGCUCUGGAAAUGCCCUGGAAAUCAGACCCUUCCAGAGGGGGAUUCCCUACAAGGGCCUCAAGCACACCACAGCUCCCCUGUGAAUGUGUUUCUCUGGCUCCAGCUGCUUCCCCAGCUCCUGCUAAUGAAAUGGCCGUUGUCACUCUCUUGCAGAAUGAGGGGCUGAGGGAGCAGUGGGCUAGCUUUGGAGCCAACCAUUUCUGAAAUGUGAUUCCUGCUCCUCCUGCUUGGCAGCUCAACUUGUUGGGUCGUGUGGGCGAAAAGAACGUCAAUGACGCACUUCAAUAUUUUUUUUAAGUUGUUAGUGUUGACAGAAACUUGAUCCUGAUUAAGGGGGCUAAGAAGGGAUCUAAUUCCAGCCAGGCUUUGGAGCUCUCUCAACUCCCCUUUGGGGCUGUCACUUUCUUCCCUCCAUCCAUUCCUCCUCUGGGGCAUUUUGAUCUAUUGUACCAACUUUUCCCUAAUCUUGGAGACCACCUUAGUCUUGUUGCAGGACCCUUUCUGCCCUGCCUCUCAGCUGGUCCAUGCUUGGAGACCUCUUGUCUACAUUUCAAUGUGGCAGCUUUCCAUGCCUUGGCAAGGGAAGGCCAAGGGUUAUAAAUUAGGGUGGCACCUGCUAAUGGUGCUGUAAUUUAUAUCUGGGCACCCUUCCCGCAUGUGAGUGUAGCCAGCUUUUCUAAAAGCACAUAAACCAGCAGUAAUCCUGCCCUAGGCCUCAGCUGACUGAAGAGGCCAUGCAUGCAAAGUCUUCCUUUGGAUAAACUUGAAGCCGUUUGGCUUAGCAAAAGCCAGUUGCUUUUGUGGAAGGUUGCUAAUAAGGUGGGGCAACAUGGCACGGAUGGAUGUACUGGAUAUGUUAAUGCAUGUUCUCAAACCUCGGAUGCUGCAUAAAAAUAUGCGCCAGGUUUAUGAUUCUAGGAAGCCCUGCCCCUUAACAUGGAAGUUGCCCUUGUAGUUGUAGAAAGGGUGCUCUGCACAAGCGCAACAUUAACCCAUUAAAUCAGCCUAUCUGCAGCAAGGCCAGAACUAUGGAGCAAUCUGAGUAACUUGAGUUUCAGGGCCCCUUUCUUGGCUUGCUUUGCACCAGGUGUGGUCUGAAAAACAUCUCAAGUUCCUAGGCUAGAAAAUCCUGUCCUUUUCUUGGCUCCUUGAUUCUGUCUCCGCUGACACCUAUAAUCCCCUUUGCUCCUUCUAACUCAGGCUGGGUCUCUUCCUGCAGGAUCAUUCUCUGGGUGAUCUUAUUAAUUGCAAUCAAUUAAGCUUUGGGAAGGCCCUCAAAAUGCUGCAAAGUUGGGUGUGAGGCCAGAAGCAACCAUGCUGGGGUCAAUUGUGAGGCCAGGCUGAUUCUUUUAAGUCUGUAGAAACAGGUUUUGCGGAAAGUGGCUUGCUGAAGGCACAGAUGGCUCCUUAAACCAGGGUUACAGGCGCCAAAAUAGAAUGUCAGUAGUUGCCAUUUUGGGGGCAGAUGGCUUGAAAGUCAUAUUUUUCAAUACAACACUUGGGUUCCUGAAGUUUGUUCUGAUUGUGCAGAUAAAAUAUCAUGGAUAGAAUUCUACAGGAUCCCCAAGCAUUCACCACCAGAUGGUAGAGAUGUCAGGUGCCAUCUUGGCACCUGGGCAUCUUCACUUGGUCUUAAGUGGCCAAUAGCGUGGUGCCAAAAUGUGCCUGGUGAAUUUUAAAUGCUGGCUGAAGGUCAGGGUGAGCACCUGUGUUUCUUCUCUAAAGUGAUGAAUUCCUUGUUGCGCAAUGUUGAAGUACUUUGAGGCUUAACCUUCUUUCUUGGUCUUCUAUCUUGCAUUGCUUUGGGUUGUAGUGUCCUCUAGCUGAUAGUCAUUGUACCUAGACCUGGGAUGGUUGCAAGGUUGCAGUCCCAGUUCAACCUUGGGUCAUUGGUUAGAUUUAAACAUGGGUGGCUUGUGACUGUAGCUUUCAAUCUAUAAAAGCAGAAAUAGACUGACCAUCCAUAGCUUUGAGAGGCUGAAAAAGAUAGCAUUUGUAAGUUACUUGCCAUGCUAAUAGUGCUGUAUAUUUCUUGAUUCUCAGGGGUUUGCUCCAAGAUUGCUGGAAAAAGGCUUUGCUCCAGCAAAAUGUCUGAGGAACGGUAUUCCUUUGAUGUCCCCAAUGAAUACAUUGACUUUAAGAACAUUAAAGAUGGUGAAACAACUGGCAUUGAUGCCUGGUUUGGUGAGUAUCUGCAUAUUCUGCCAAGUUGGGAUGAAAAACUGGUCCUGGUGAGCAGGGGGUUGUCACUUUUUUGGCUAGGGGAUUUCACAGGCUUGAGGAGGUGUUUGUUAGCAUAAACUGUGGUGUACAGCCAGUAUAGGAUGCUGUAAGACUCCAACCCCCAUCAUCCACAGACUGCAUGGCCCAGAGGUCAAGGAUGGCGGGAUCUGUAGUCCAACAACAUCUGGAGGGCUGCAGACAUCUUAUACUCAUUGUACAGGGAGUGAUGAAACAGCACUAGAAAACCAACCCUCUACUCUCUCUGCCACCGUUGUAUCAAAAGGAGCAUGGAAGAGGGCUGCCUAUAUUGUCAACAACUUUCUUCCACGUGCAGGUGUUGGGCAAAGCAACCCACAACUGCUGAGGAGACCCUUGUUGGACUUGGCAAUGGUUAAAGAUGCAUAGGGUUGUCUGAAAGAGAAGGGGGGCCAGCUAGGGGCUAUAUGAGCUGAGAGAAGCAACAUAAGAGAGAGGAAAGGCCAACAUAUAAUAUGCUGUAGGCUACCCCAAGUUGGGAUGGCUUAAUAUUCCAAGAGCCCUUAAAUGCACCACACUUGUCCUUCUGCUUGGUUGGAAGCAGAUCAGAAUAAAACGAAUUGCCUGGCCCUCCUGAAUUCUUUUAAGGUGAUGAAAUACAAAGCUUUGGAGAACAGAGAUUAUUGCCAGUGCUGUCAGCCAAACAGAGUUACCAGUAUUGGCACACUGAUUUCUGGACAGAUAGACAUAAUCAGGGACUUGCUUGAGUUCAUCUUGGAAACCUUUCCACACUGUCAUGCCCUCAUGUUUUUGAUGGAAGUGCUAGGAUGCAGACCAGUAUUAAGGAUGAUGGAGUUUUCAUGUGAAUAAAGAGAAGACUAGAAAUGUGUCUCUAAGAGAUUCUCAGGACCGCAUGUGAUCUGGGAGAUCAUCAUCUGAUCUUUAUUAAUCUGUAUGUGAGCAAGAGCAAGAGCUUUUUCCAAAAAACAGGAAUCUACAAAUGCUUUCAGAGCGGUGCCAAGGUGGGUGGGUGUUCAACUGUUUUUCCCCAGCCUAAGUUUGUCCUGCCUCAGAAGCUAUAAUUAGCCCUGCAGGGACCCUUUGGAGAGUAAACGACUUCUCUUCACUUGUUUUAUGUUUACAAAAACAUGUAGAGAGAUCCAGUUGUGAUCUUCUGUCUCGAAUGUGGCUUUUGUGAUUCCACACAUCUUCCUCUCUGUAGUGGAAGGAUGUGACGUACCAAAAACCUCUUGAGAGAUCUGCAGUUGCUUCCUUGAACACUCACUUCCCAAAUGCUGUGAACCUGCAAUAUGUUCUAACAAUGCACACGGGAUCUGCAGCGUCCAAGUUUUUUGUUGUGCUGCGAUAUGUUUUCAGCCAACUUUAGGAAAGGGGGCGGGAAGCAGUAGCCUCAAGCUUCUACCACACUACAUCUGAUGAUUUUGAGCUUUGAGAAUUUUGAGUCAAGGUGGGAGAAGAUUAAUCUAUCCUCUUGUCAAAAGCUGGACUAGCAUACUCGACUGCUCUUGAGUCUAGCUGGCACUUUUUCUCUCUCAAAUGUGGGAAAGGAGCAGGGGACCUGAGGUCUUCUCUGUGUUUGCCUGGCCCUCGGACUGGGAGAGGAAGGGCCAUAAGGGCCACAGCUGGCAGUGGAGAUGGCAGUUAGCCUACCAAGCAGCACUGGGAGGAACAUUGAAUUUAACCAGGUGAUUGUUGGUUCUUCCAGAUCUCAGAGCUGGUCUUCUGAGCACUCCAAGUUCAGAUAUGCCAGCCAGUCAUCUGAGAACUCCAAGUUCAGACAUGCCAGCCGGCAUCCUGCAGAAAUCCUCAGCAUCAAGGGCUAACAUUCCACGUGCCAUUGUCUCUCCAAUGGUGAAAUCCAGUAAGUUGUUCAGCUCAGGACAGCAAGUUCUUGUAAACUUACAAUGGUAAUAGAAGGGUAUAUGGACCUAGUCCAGUGAUGGCCUGUGAACUUGCUCAUGUGAGGCUUGGCUUUCUCUGGCAGUGUCAAGACCUGAAUGCUUGACACACAAAUGUUCAUCUGAUUAUUCCUGCCUAAGGGUUGAACCUUACACUUGUCCCUAUUGAAAUUCCUUUUGUUGGUUUUGGCCCUGUUCUCCAAUCUGUUAAGGCUGCCUUGAAUCUGGACUCUUAUUUUCUGCAGCAUUAGCUACCCUUCCCAGUUUGGUGUCAUCUGCAGAUUUGAUGAGCGUCCCCUCAAUUCCUCCAUCCAAGUCCUUUAUAAAGAUGUUGAACAGUGCCAGGCUCAGGACAGAAUCCUGUGAGUGCAGUACCCAAUGUGUCACUUUUUUCCAGGAUGUUGAGGAACCAUUAGUGAGUACUCUUUGGGUUCUGUCAGUCAACCAGCAGAAUUCAUUGCAGUCCACUCGGCUUUUCACCAUUCCGAAUAAUUUGAUACUAGCUACAAACAAGGCUACCGCCUUAACUUGCCACUGACUCGGGAUAACUUCUAAGUAAAUUAAAAAGCACAAGUCCUAAUUCAGGUCUCAGUGGGGCUAAGCUAAGGUUUACGUAUCCCUCUGAGGGUGCUUUAUUGGCCAUGCUGGAUGCAUCAAGCUGUGGAGCUGUGGAAGGAUAACGCAGGGUCCCAAAUAUAGAGUGGAAAGAUGAACUACAACCUCAAAUACACAAGCAAGCUGUUUACUGCUGAAGCUAGCAAAAGAUCUAUUUCCUGCUCAUUUGUUUUUCUUCUGUGCUGAUAGUUCAAAGCUGUGAAGUUUUUAAAGCUCCUUCCUUCACAACCUCACUUGCCGAUGACAGGCUCAAGCCUCUGUGCAUCUGUUGGUAGUAUCCUAUCCUGUAGCAGGCUUUUCCUGGGGGGUGUCGGAGGGAGCACUGUAAGGUUUUUAUGGAUAGCUAUUGGGGUCUUUUUGUGAAUGUUGUAUAAGCUAUUAGCUGGCUUUGAGCCCUUGGAGAGGAAGAAGGGGCAUAUAAAUUUUGAGGAAUAUAUAUAGCUCGUGUUUCUUAUUUGCCUUAGCUGAGAAUCACAAUGAAAAUGAGAUGGGACUGGCUAACGGGGUGCCACCAAAUGUAGUUGGAUCCAUGGCACAGUGGCGCAGUACAUCAAAUGAGACGGUAGCUGCCCCUGCAAGGGCCCCAGGAAGGUAAGCAUUCUAAUCUCCAAGUGGGUCACCUUUCCCCUGGGACUUGGUGUUGACACAGCUUGUAAGCUUUGACGUAGACCAUGGUUGCCUAACAUCUUGAUCCUCCCACAAGUGCUUCUCUCUGUUUUCUCAAGAAAUGGCCUGCUGAGCUUUCCCAGCUGGCCUAGGACUCUCCUUCUCCUUUCGUUGCUCUUAAGCUAACUUCCGGGUCUGCAGUUCUGGGAAGCUGCAAAGUGAUCUGAAUGUGGGAAUAAAGCUGAUGCACAACCCUUCCUGCCACAGUGCCCCUUCAGUGGGCUUCUUCUCAGAGAGGCCAGUAUAAUUAAUUCAUAAAAUAAUAAGUUUCUAGUCCUCAUGGCUGCCAAGAAUCUCCAACAUGGCUAUUACCGUAUUUUUCGAUCUAUAAGACGCACCAGACCAUAAGACGCACCUAGUUUUUGGAAGAGGAAAACAAGGAGAGAAAAAAUCUGAAUCCCAUAAGCCAGGACAGCAAGCGGGAUCGCUGCGCUGCAAUCCCGCUGGCUGUCCUGGCUUAUGGGAUAGCCGCCCAGCCUCUCCUGGGCAGGGGAUGAAGGCUCCCCUUGCCCAGGAGAGGCUGCGUGUGGCUAAGCCAGAAGCCAGGACAGCCAGCAGGAUUGCAGGGCAGCCCUUCUCCCUCCUCAGGAAAAGCCCCCAAGAGCUGCACGCACACUCCAUGCGGCUCCUUAAAGGGAGCGCUGAGCAGAGCCUCCCGCCUGCAUUCACUCCAUAAGAUGCACACACAUUUCCCCUUACUUUUUAGGAGGGGGGAAGUACGUCUUACAGAGCGAAAAAUAUGGUAUGUUGUGAUCCAAUUCUGAAAUCAGGUUGUCCUUGAGAACAUGACAAAUAGUCUCAACAUAAAUGAGCAAAUGUGUUUUUGUGGGUGUGCAUCUUUCCAGGAUCUAGUACUAAAAGCUUGAGGAGGGACGCCAGCCAGAUUUUCUCCCAAUAACUGUCAAAAGUCAUCAUGGGAGGGGGGAUCUGGAUCAGUGGUUGAGGAGGGAAGACAGAUUAGAUGCCUUCUUGUGGAAAGAUGCUUCAAUUUCUCAGCAGAUGCUCUACAUAAAUGAGUCUCUUAUCAGCCACUAUGUUCAAAACGCUGCAUAAAACAAUACUUGCCCAAAGCCAAAUGGAUAAAAUAUUGCAUGUUGCAAACAUGGGGAAAUUGGAGUACCUGGAGCUAUUUCCUGGAUAACUGCUUCUGGUGCCUCCAGCUGCAGCCUCCGUACCCCAAGCAGACUAUGUGCUAGGUGCAAGAGCACAUGAUGCUCAUCCCAUGUAAAAUAUGCAAGAGUCCUAUUUUGAAUGCCCUACUAAUCCCCUCUUUUUCCCUCUUGUUUUGGAAUGGCUCCAUAUUAUUGCAGUAGCUGAAACUUGUAAACUUUGAGGCUGUGUCUCUUCAUCUCAUUCCACCCCGUUCCUUUACAGUCGUCUGGCUUUUCCCUUUUCCUCCCCUGCAGGGUGUCAAAACAGCUCUUGGAACGGCAGAAGAGCGCUCAGCGAAAGUGCGCUGCCAAAAUGCAUGCCAAGAGAUGUGCCGCCUUGGCCACCAAUGAACAGCUGCCACCACCUGUAAAGAAACAGUAAGUGUAGGUCUGGUGGGUUGAGCAAGGGGAGAGGCACAAAGGAGUGGCUUGCUGUGGUGUUUGAAUUGGCUGGUGGUCACGGUGCCAUCUUAUUUCAAGCCCUCUUCAAGUGCCAAGAAAGUUUUAUCCAACAAAGUUGUCCGCAAUAAUUUCCUCCAGUACGAUGGGACAACCUCUCCCUGUGCCCGCCCCCCCAUCUGUUCCAUGGGUUCACCCAACUUUCUGGAACAGAUUUGGCAGGCACAAGGAGAGGAAGUCCUGUUGCACAGGUGGAAACUGGUGUGGUAACCAGAUGACUUCAUUGGAUACAACCCCAAACUUGGGGUGUUUAAGAGAUGUCUGAACUGAGCCCAAAUCCACCAGGAACUUGCCCUGCACAGGCCUCAUUGAUGCAAGGAAAGCUGUACAAAAAUGUUGGCUUCAUGUUUGGACUUUAUUUCUUUAUUAAAUGUGUAUACCAUCCUUCAUCUAUAGAUAUCUGGGUGGUUCACAUCAUAAAAAUACACAUUUAAAAGGUAUAAGAUGUUAAUCAGUUCAAAGCCUGGUUGAAGGGGAACAUUAUUUUUGCCUGGCAUCUAAAGGUGUAUAAUGAAGGUGCCAGUCGAAGCUCCCUUGGGAUAGCAUUCCACAGUGCUCUGAUCUGUGUUGUGAUUUUGCCCAAGCAUCGGGUGUUGUGAUGGGCACAGAAUGUGAUUCCCUUGGAAUCUUGCCUAUUCCUGUUAAUUUAAAAGCCAGUGUGGGAGAAUCGGUGGCCCUCUAGGUAUUGCUGGGCUGUGGCUCCCUUCACUCCUGACCAUCGGCCAGACCAGCUGCAGCUGAUGGGAAUUGGAAUCCCAACAACCUCUGGAGGGUCACAGAUUCCCCACCUCUGAUUUAAAGGAACUUUCAAAGCUGUGCAGGGGUCAGAAGCAGUAGGACUGAGGCUGAGGACCUUCAGGCAGCUGCAGCCUUGUUCACUGCUCCCUUUUCUGAAAGGCAUCCGUGUCUUUUUAUUUUCCAGGAAACGGAUUUCAUCCAAGGGCAAGUCCACUGAGGACCUGGAGGUAGAGAAAAUGCAGCAGCUGCAGCAAGAGGUAGCUGAGCUGCGCAGGAAGAACGAGGACUCCCUCAAAGUGGCCAUUGCCGGACCGGGUAAGCUUGAAAGUAACUUACAAAGAUUCCUCCCCUCCCACCCCAGCCAACCUAUUGCACUAAUAAAGUGUGUGCAUUUCUUUAGUGUUUGGAUUUGUAUGGCAGCUCACCAAAGAAUUAUUUUAAAAUUAAUGAUUUACGGUUACUUACUUCCAGCCUUUCCCUUCAAUGUAUGUAUUUUCAGGACAGCUUACCAAUAAGUGGUACAGUCAUACCUCGGGUUGGGAACGUGAUCCCUGCAGGAGGCACAUUUGCAACCCGCAGCGUUCGCAGCCUGAAGCGCCGCAUCUGUGCACACGUGUGACUCGCUUCUGCACAUGCGUGUGACGUCAUUUUGCGCUUCUGUGCAUACGUGAGUUCCGAAAUCUGGAAGUAACCCCCUUCCGGUCCUUCCGGAUUCGGCGCAGUCCACAACCCGCAGCGUUCGUAAUCCGAGGUAUGACUGUACCUCAGUUUAUGAACUUAAUCCGUUCCUGAAGUCUGUUCUUAAACCAAAUCCAUUCUUAAACCGAGGUGCGCUUUCCCUAAUGAGGCCUCCCGCCGCCGGUGCCCUUCCACCGUUCAGCUUCCAUUUGUAGACCGAGGCAAAGUUCACAAACCGGAACACUACUUCCGGUUUUGCGGAGUUCAUAAACCGAAUAGUUCAUAAACAGGACUGUUUGUAAACCGAGGUACCACUGUAAAAUAAAAUAAAAUCUGGAACCAGCAGCACCGGGUAUAGGGGGUGGAGGGCAUUUCAGCUUCACCAAUAUUUUUUGGCCCUCCGCGCAGACACCAGGCAGUAUCACAUGAAGUGUCACAUGACAGCAGCCCCCUCAAUGUGGGGGGCAAGUCGGCGCCCCUGUCUGGAACUGUUAUACUGGGUAAAAUAAGAAGUUUCCAGCAGUGUAAAAACACUAGAGGAGUUAAAAGUUAAAAACAGCACAACAUCAUAGCCUUAGGAGAUAGAAAGGCUGUUGGUGUCAUAAAAAGGGAGUGGCAAACCUCAGGCCAGGGGCUGAAGGUGGUCCUUAGAAUUGCCAGAUCCCUCACUGGUCCCAUUUCACACCCAGGGUUUUGUUUUGAUUUUUGCCUCGCUGGAAUGUGUCCUUUAACUCUGCUCAUGACUCCUGUUUGUGUGAAAGGAGGAUACAAAGCGUGUGUUGUAGAAACUAGCCGCCUGUGAAAUUUACGUUUGUUGCUGUGCCCACUUCUCCUCUUACUGUGGUCUCUGAAAGGGUAUUUGGCCCUUCUCAUGAAAAGGGUGUCUCUCGCCUGCCACAGAAGGCUUUCCCCUGGGGAAAGGACCCCACAACUGGGAUGCCAGAACUGAGGUCAUCUCCAAUUUCACCCACUUCAUCUCAGAUGGCAGUCAGGAAGGAAGGUUUCUAAAAAGGAUUUUGCCUGGUGUACAAGCAGGCUGGCGUGGGACUUGCUCUUUCCCCCUCUCCCCACUGGACCCUUCUGCUGGCACAUUGGCCCUGGGCAAAACAACCUUGUGUGUGGCUAUCCUUAAUGUGAUUGUGCCAUAUGAUCGUAGUUUGUCUGCAGCUGAAUGUUCUGAAAUACAUUAUUCCUAGGAGCUUUCUUACGACUAUAGUCAUGCACUUCCUAAUGCAGGUGUUAGUCCCAACCUUGAAAGGCCUUGCUGGGCACAGGUAAUCUCUGUCUGCCAGGCAGGUAUCUGGCACCGUGGGCCACUGGCAGCACUUCUUAAGCUGUAAUUUGGAGGGGCUACCAAAAGUUGUGUAUUGAGUGCUUCUUUGUCAUCUGUCCUGAACCUGCUUCCAACUGGAUUCAUUGGACACUUCCAAAUUCUAGUGUUAUGGGAAACCUCUCUGCGAACUGAGUGAAAAGGGAGUCACUUUACAGACCUCUCAAGUUGCUCUACUCCCCCCACCCUUGGGUGGCUUUUCUCGUCGUCGUCAUGGCUUAUUUAUAGAUGCACCUAAGCCACGCUAGCCACUGUAAAUGCAUAAAAUGCAUGGUCCACUCCUGCCUUUCAGUCUAACAAUCUAGAUAUAAACACAAAGCAGAAAGGGAAUUAAUUCUCAAUGUUUCUUGGGACUAGCCACCUUGGAAGGACUAUCUUCUACCUCCACUGCCAGAGGCAGCAUCCCUCUGAAUACCAGCUGCUGGGAAUCACAAGUGAGAAGACUUGUUUCACUCAGGGCCUGCUUUUGAGCUUCCCGUUGGAGCACCUGGCUAUACUCACUUUGAGAGCAGGAAGCUGGGCUAGGUGGACCUGUGCUCUGAUCCAACAGGGCUCUUCUUAUGGAAUGUGAUUAAGAGCUUGCACUGCAUUGUGAUGGCCAUUGGCUAUAAACAAUGAAACCCACUGACUGAUUAAGCUUCUUAAUCACUUUAGUUAGCCUUUGUGCCAUAAAGUCUGCAGAGGUCUUGGCGACUCCCUAAGUGAAAACAGUAGACAAACUGCUUGGCUGUGACUCUCUACAAGCUGGGCUUUCACAAAUUCUUUCCAUGUCCCACUGAGCUCUCACUGGUUCAUGUGAAUCUGCAUGGGUGGUACCUAGAACAGAUUAUAUGUAUGCGAGUGUGGCAAUUUAUCUUGAUGUGGAUGGAAAAUGAAUGCACCAACUUAAUUGGCAUACUCCUGCCUAGUGGAGCAAGUGGGAGGCACAACCCAUUUGAGGAUUUCCUCCAUCCCCUUCAGAAAAUGAACCUUCAUAGUAUGCCCAAUAUUUCAUUUGUCUUGAUUGGAUGGAAUGUGAGUACAUCAUAUUGAGUUGUUCAAGCUGCCAUGUCCUGGACAUUGGAAUGCUUCUUACUGAAUCUCAUCUCCCACUUUCUCCCCACCAGGGCAAACUGUCAAGAAGAUAGUGACCCAUAUCACCAAGCCAGUAGAUUUCCACUUCCGCACAGAUGAAAGGAUUAAACAGCAUGGCGAAAAUCAGCCCGCCACAGAGUAUAAGGAGGUGGAUUUCAAAGCUGCUCUGAGGAGGCACCCACCAUCUCCGGUGAGAGCAACGAGAAUCAAGAAAUGAGGCUUCUGGCUAGAGAGCCUUCAACUGCCUGUUGUUGCAUCUCUUGGGGUGUAAAGAUUUGCAGAUGAAAAGAUUUGCAAGAAAUAAAUUCUAUAUAGGACAAGAAGAAGUAGGUGCCAAUUAAAAAAGAAUAGAGGCAGAUUAUUUUGGAGUCUUUUGCUGGGGCCUCGUGUUACCUUGACACAGACUGCUAACCACCACCACCAUCAUCAUAAAUUUAUUAUUUAUACCCCACCCAUCUGGCUGAGUUUCCCCAGCCACUCUGGGCGGCUCCCAGCCGAGUGUUAAAAACAAUACAGCAUACAACAUUUUCUCAUGUAUGUAGCCUACUUAGUGGGGUUAAUCUCUGCUUAGAUGAGACCCUUUCUAACCAUUCUAUAGUGCCCUUUCCUUAUGCUAUGUUAAAGAGGCUUCAACUUUAGCCUCUUUCAGAACAAUACAUCUGUAAACGUGUGCUUCUGCAUUGCUUCUUUUAAAAAGGAAUGGGCCUUCAAAAUGUAUAUAUGCAGAUUUCACCUACUGCUGAAGUGAAUAAUUAUUCAUUUAUUCCGUUCACAGGUAAGCUCCCAAAUGUGCUUUUGAGGAGGUGUGGAGACCAUGCACUGCACUAAGAGCUUUAGAAUGAGAUAGACUUCCAGGCCAAGUAAAUUUUGUCCGCAGCUGGUGGGCUAGGUACAUCCUAGGUACAUCCUGCCUUGAGAACAUUCUGCUAACAAACCAGCCCUGUCUCCUUACAGGUCCAAGCGUCAAAGGGUAUGACAGUCCCGAAACCCUUCAACCUGUCCCAAAGCAACAAAAGGAAGUUUGAUGAAGUUUCCACAGAAUUUGUAUCAAUGGCCCAGCAGGUUAGAAACUUUCAGCAACGCACCCCACCACGUUACCACCUGAGGAGCAGGAAGACCGAGGAAGGUAAGGCUGCAAGUGGCUUGACUGGGAACCCCUUUGUGACAGUGGGAAGAACUCUGUGAGCACAGUCCCUCUGAACUUGGUGACAUUAAUCAGGUGCAAUUAUUCAUGUCUUGGAGACUGCUAAACAGCUGUGCCUCUUCUUUCCUGCUAAGAGGAGUAAGGAACCACAGUAAAGAUAGGUUGGCUAUUUUUCAAGUUUGCAGUUCUAGGGGGACUAGACAGUCAGAGAUAGGAGAUUGAAGUUGGAAUUGAGACUUGUGCUUACUUUUCCUAAGAAAAUUCAGUUACUUCCACUAGUGUGCGUUCUGUUAAUAUCAGAAUUUAGGUUUGUGUCUUCCUCUUUUUAUUUGAAGAGGUUGGGCAAGGACACAAGGCUUAAACUUGGAAAAAUGUAAAAUGGGAACUGUGGAUGGCACAAGGAAGGGUUGAAUAUAUCAGGACUAACAUCAGCCUCACUUUCCAUACUUUCUUAUUUUUUUCUAAGGCAAUAAGAUUUCAUAUUUGCAAAUAUGAGAGUUGGCUAAAUGCACCUCUUGCUUUUUUGAAGAUAACUUUGUAAGCUGUGCUUUUGUUUAUGGUCAUUUCCCUCCGUUCUUGCAGGCAUAAGCCAAACAAAGCCACUUAAGGCCAAGGUAACCAACCCCAAAACUCCCCGCCUUGAAACCAAGACCCGCCAGAGACCUGUCAAAUGCAAGAGCACUGCUGAGUUAGAGGCUGAGGAGACUGAGAAGCUUCAACAGUAAGUGCAACUCUUUGCCCAAAUGACGCCUGUCUGAACCGAAUAGAGUUCAGGACUCCUGGUGGUGUCCUUGGUGUAGAAUCCAGGCAGUGAAACAGAAUUGUGUGAGUGCUUCUCUCUGCAUGGAUUUCAUGUUCAUGUUGGUAUCUGAAGAAGUGUGCAUGCACACGAAAGCUUAUACCAAAAACAAACUUAGUUGGUCUCUAAGGUGCUACUGGACAAUUUUUUAAUUUUUUUUAUAUGUCCAGGCUUGUGUCCUGCAGUCCAGUGGGGGUAAGGAAAAGUAGUCAGAACCCCUUGAGGGUAUGAAUAUACUUGGGGAGACAUGUUGGGUGAGACUGCAGCAAGACCCACCCCAAGGGCUUCCUUGAUUAGAGGCUGGUUUGUGCACUUGCCUGUAUCUAUUCCAUGGCAAAUCUUCCAACUGAGAUUGUGUCAUCUACAAAACUGGGAAGGAAUGCCUCUGGAAGAAGAGGGUCCAUACCUUAGUGCUUGAGAACUUGCUUGGCCUGUAGGUGCCAGGUUUAAUUUAUAGCCUCUCCAGCUAAGGAAGUCCAGUAGUAGAGCUUUGAGAGACUCUGGAGAGCUGCUGCAAGUAAGCAUCACCCAUGACUCAUAGAAUCAUAGAAUUGUGGAGUUGUAGGGACCCCAAGGGUCAUCUAGUCAAACCCUCUGCAAUGCAGGAAUCUCAACUAAAGCAUCCCUGACAGAUGGCCAUCCAACUUUAAAAUCUCCAACAAAGGAGAGCACCACUUCCCAAGGGAGACCAUUGCACUGUUUAACAGCUUUACUCCGAGACAGUUCUUGUGAUGUUUAGUUGGAAUCUCCCUUCUUUUAAUUGGAAUCCAUUGGUACAAGUCCUACCCUCCAGAGCAGAAGAAAACAAGCUUGCUCCAUCUCCCCUGUGAUAGCCGUUUAGAUAUUUGAAAAUGGCUAUCAUAUCUCCUCUCAGUCUCCUCUUUCCCAGGCUAAACAUACCCAGCACCCUUGAUAAUCUUGGUCGUUGUCCUCUACACCCAUUCCAACUUAUCAAUAUCUUAAAUUCUGGUGCCCAGUUGGAAUGGGUGUAGAGGACAACGACCAAGAUUAUCAAGGGUAUGUUUAGCCUGGGAAAGAGGAGAUUGAGAGGAGAUAUGAUAGCCAUUUUCAAAUAUUCCAGGUGUGUCUGACCAAGACUGAAUAGAGCAGUACUAUUACUUCCCUUGACCUGGACUCUUUACUUCUGCUGAUGCAGCCUAGAAUAGCAUUAGGUUUUUUGUUUUUUCUGCUGCAUCACACUGUUGGCUCAUGUUAAGCUUGUGGUCUGCUAAGACCCCUCAAUCAUUCUCAUAUGUACUACUGACAAGCCAGGUGUCCCCCAUCUUAUAUUGGACUCAAUGGGCCGGUGGUUUGACUUAGGAUAGAGCAGCUUUGUACACCCACAUGAGUGGGUAUGUUAAAGCUGGUCAGCCUCCCUUCUGAGUGGGAGAAGGCAUUAGCACUACCCUGUCUGCUCAUCUGCCUAUCAGACAGGAGGAGCCUUGUGGGUUAGUUCAAUACUUCUGCAGUCAGAAGUGUCAAAAUGCAGACACACAGCUUUGAAGUGUCACAGGAAUGGGAUAACUUCAGGCAACUUCAGUUGUCUCUACUCAGCCCAUGGCAUGGAGUAAUUUCAACUCCACAUUGGAGUCCCACCAUUUGCUUCAUUGUCUGGCAGGUACAGGUUCAAAGCUCAAGAGCUCAACCCCCGGAUCCUGGAGGGAACACCAGUCUUGCCCAAGAAGCCUCCAGUGAAGGAGCCCACCAAGCCAGUUGGCUUUGAUUUGGAAAUAGAGAAGCGCAUUCAAGAACGGGAGAGCAAGAAGAAGCACCAGGAGGAGGAACACUUCCAGUUCCAUUCGAGGCCAUGUCCGACUAAAAUCCUGGAGGAUGUGGUGGUAAUCUUUGCAGCUUGUGUUUUUCAACCUCAGAGAAAAAUGGGCUGAAGUUGGUACUAAGAUGGUCUGAAUCUAUGAUUGAUUCUCUGCAUUCUGCCUGGCUUCCAGUUUGCCUUUUGGAUGCCAAGAGCUUCAGUACUUUGUCUGACUUCAGAGUCUUCCUGUUCUAGUCUAGUGCUUGCUGCUCAUACAUUUUCACCAAUGGACCUUCGGCCUCUUUGCUUGGCUGCUGUGCUCACUGCCUACUUUUACCCCACGUCCAUCAGAAACAUUCUCACCUUCAUCCCUAACCAGAUGCUUACCAGCUCCUGUCAUAGAGGAGAUGCACCUUUUUGGGACCCAAUGGCUGCAUCCACAGUUGGCUCCCCAACUUAGGGUUGCCUGCCAGGGGGGGCCUGCAAAGUUGGUGCACAAAUGGGCGCACACAAUCAGGAGCAGGCAGAUAUCCAGUCUCCCCAAUCCAUGCAGCAUGGAGGGUGUGUGUGAAGGUUUAUUGCCUCUUGCUGGAAGCUGUCCAUCCAGCUCUGCAAUGGGAAGGAAAGUACUUUUGCUCACCUCUUGGAAAGGUUGAGCAGUUCAGAGCACUCUAGAUACAGGAAGGAGCACUCCUUGUUUCCCUAGCGCUCUGACCUGCUAGCAGUGGCAGCAUGCAAGAGGGAGAAGAGGUUUUUUUCCACGGCGAGCAGAAUAAAACUAGUCCAAGGGACAGGGAGGCCACUGAAAAUGAUUCUAACAUUAACAGAACUCUCUCUUGGUUAAGACUUGAGUGAGCAAAGAUGAGGGUUUUGUGCAGGGCACACAGAGCCCUAUGUUUUUAAGGGCAGAACUGAUAAUCAGAUGGCACUGCUGUGUUUCCACCAUUUGUCCCAGUGCAAAAUGUAGAAGGGGAAUUUGUUUUAACGCUACUCCAUGUUUCCUGACUCACCGGUAGUGCAACUUGCUGCUUUGUUCCUGCAGGGUGUUCCUGAGAAAAAACUGCUUCCUCCCACAGUUCCACAGUCCCCAGCAUUUGCUCUGAAGAACAGAGUUGGCAUCCUGGCUAAAGAGGAGAAAGUGAAGGUGAUUCUUUUUCUGUAGUGCGUGGCAGUUGGGGACCCUUGUGUUGCUUCACUGCUGUAGCCAGCCAGGGCCUGACAUGGGGGUUAGGGUUCAAAUGAGCUGCUCAGCCCUUCUCAGUGAGUGUUUUGCCUGCAACCAGGCAGUUCUGGGCCAUCAGCUGACACAGCUGGAUGGUAAAUAUCCUAGCGGCUGGAUGAUUUUUUAAGAGUCCCUUUUUGAACUGGUUCCUGGAUUUGCCACAGCGAGCCUUCCCCAAAGAACAGCCAUUCUGCCCUCUCCAAAUCUCCUUAAGAUUCAACUCUUCACACAAGGUCAGGUGGGGGAGUGGAGGCUGCCUUUGUUCCCUUCCCUACUCCAUUUCCCAUGCUGUUUUUCUCUACAGGAAGAGGAAGUUGUGCCUGUGAUCAAAGCCAAGCCAGUGCCGUACUUUGGGGUGCCCUUUAAGCCAAAAGCUGCAGAACCUAGGCAGGUGGAGAUGUGCCCUUUCUCCUUUGACUCUCGGGACAAAGAGAGGCUUCUUCAGAAAGAGAAGAAAAUUGAAGAAUUGCAAAAAGAAGAGGUGGGUGCUUUUCAUUUAGGGACACCCUCUUCCUGUUGGGGCAGAGGCCAUCCUCCUCCUGACACUACUGUCCAAAAGCAAAAGUGGAUCUUUGCACAAUUCGCAAUGUAAAUGGGCCACAAAAGACGGAAGCAGAUGUUGGCCAUUCCCCGGGCUACGUAGGAGUCUGCUGGUUAUAUCUCUAACUCACGGGUGGGCAACCUGGGGUCCUCUAGAUGUUGUUGGACUCCCACUCCCAUAUUUUAAUAUUUUGACAGAAUUGUUUUAUUGAGUAACUGGUUUUAUAUUUGUAAACUGCUUAGAGGCCACUUUGGCAAUUAAGUGUUAUAUAAAAUAAUAAGAAACAGUUCCCGCCAGCCCCUGCCAGCAUGGCCAAUGCUCAAGGAGUUGUAGUCCAUCAACAUCUGCAGAGCCAUAGGUUCCUCACCCUUGCUAUAAUUGAUCAGAUUUAAGACCAAGCUUCUAAAAGUGUCUUUGGCAGAGAAGGGAAGGCCAGAGGUUCCCAUCAAUUGUCCAGGCUUCAUUGUGGAGGCCCACUUGCCUAAAACAGCUGUAGGGAAGUAGAUGACUCUUGGAGAAAAGUGAAUAAUAAUAAUAAAAAAUAAUAAUUAAUAAAAUUUUAUUUUUAUCCCACCCUCCCCAGCCAAAUCCAGGCUCAGCGGCUAACAACAGUAAAAUAAUACAACAUUCUAAAAUCAAUUCAUUAUAAAAUCAGUUCAAAUCAAAUUGAUGCCAACCAUUAGGCUAGAGUUCUGUGAAGAAUUACCAAAGGUAAUCAGGCUGAUUAUCAGGCUGUAAUAAUAAUAACAUUUUAUGCCAAUCUGUAUUAUUAUUCUUUCGAUUUCUAGACCGCUUUAUAUUUGUUAGCCGGGCUGGCAAAGAAUCUCACCAGCUGGGAUUACCUAACCUACGAUUAAAAUCCUAGGCUCUGAAAUAUAAGCCAAUGCGCACAAAUCCAAAACACUACAGAAGGAAGUCAAAUAUAAAGUAUACAUUCAAAGCAACGUAAUUAACAGGAAACUAAAAUGUUAUCUUAAAAUCUUUCAAAACAUUACAGAUGUAAGCGUCACUGUUUAUUUACACCAUUACAUUGUACAAAGAAUCUCAGUCCUUAUUUGCUGCUAUUCCACGAGGAUUCCCUUGUGGGAUCUAUGGUCCAUGUGAGCAUAUAAUGUACUGACAAAGUAUAGGAAGCUCCCUCAUAUGGAGUCACAUGGCUGGGUCAUCUAUCUCAGUAUUGUCUGUGCUGACCACCAGCAGCUACCCAGGAUUUCAGGCAGAAGAUCAUAGAAUCAUAGAGUUGGAAGGGACCCUGAGGAUCAUCUAGCCCAACCCCCUGCAGUGACAGGUGGUCUUCCAACCUCUGCUUAAAAACCUCCAAGGAAGAAGAUUCCACAACCUCCCGAGGGAGACCCUUCUACUGUUGAACACCUCUUACUGUCAGAAAGUUCUUCCUGAUGUUUAGUCACAGCCCUAGCACAGCAACUUAAAAGGGCCUCUCCCCAGUCACCUUCUGCCUGACCUCAGGUACCAGGUGGGAACCAGAGGAGAAGGAGGGCCUAUUGAUCUCUAAAUAGCCUCCCCCAAUUUGGUGCCCUCCAGCUGUUUUGGACUGCAAUUCUUGUCAUUCCCAGCCACCAUGAGCGUGCUGGCUGGGGCAGAUGGGAAUUGUAACAGCUGGAAGGGCCUCCAUCUAAAAGGAGAGAGAAGUUGCACCUGAAAGAUUAGGUGAGGGAAGGUGGCCUCUAAGACUUCUCCUAGCUUUCCUCAAGAGCUUUUCACUUGAUGUGUUUACUAUGUUCCAAGUCUUCAUCUCACCAGCAAUGCUGAGCCUUGUUCUGUGUUUCGUUGGCAGGUGCCAAAGUUCAAAGCACUCCCCCUGCCCCACUUUGACCACAUCAGCCUUCCGGAAAAGAAGACCAAGAGCCCCACCAAGCUGGAGCCCUUCCAACUGGCUGUUGAUAUGAGAGGAGCUGUGAAGCAAGAGCAGUGGGAGCAGCAGGUGAGGGGGCUGAGCAGCUGGCUGAGCCGGGGGCCCUUCCUGGCCAUCUUUACCAUUUCCCUUCCAUCAUCGGAAGAGGAGAGAGUCUGAGGCUGCCAUCGGAAGCAGCAUCCAGCACAACCCUGCACUUGUGGGGGCUGAUUCCGGUGUUUGGACUGGGAGCGUCCUAGUGGCCUCUUCCUGCAGUGUUUUGUCUGGCCAAAGUGGCCUUGUGUGGAUAGGGUCAUGAGAAACAGAUGGGGGAAGCAUCCUACUAGAGAUGGUUUUCCUGUUAUGCAUCAAAAUUGCUCACCCACACAGGGAAGAAUGUAAGAUCUGUAUCUCUACUCUCCACCCCGCCUUCUCCUACAACAGGGAUAGUUAACCUGGAGCCCUCCAUAUGUUACUGAGCCUCAACUCGCACAAACUCUAGCCCGCUUGGCUACUGGUCAGGGCUAAUAAAGGUAGUUGUGGUCCAACAACAUCUGGAAGGCUCAAAUUAGCCACAUCUGGCCUAGAGAGAGAGAGAUGUAGCUAUAUGGAAUAAGCCCUCCUUGUUGAAUGAAUGCUUUUCAGCCCUGGAACUUGCUGCUUAAAGUACAUUGUUUUAAAGAAUACUUGGGUGUAUAGAGUCUGGUCCCUUCUCAUCAUCGCUGCUUUUAGUGAUUUUCAAGCCACGUGUUGUUGCAUGGCUCAAGGGCCACGUGUGUAUGACAAGGAGUGUGUAUUUGUACUUGUGUGCAAGUGCAUAGUGUCUGUAAACGUGGUCUUAGAUAACGUGUGGUAGAAAGGAAGAAACCGAAUCAAAUUCUUAAAAUCCUAGCCAACCCAGGCGUUACUAGACCACAGUACCUUAUUUUUGCUGACUUGUCAGUCUGCCUUGUGGACUUUGUUUGCCUUGGUGAGGAGUGUCUGGGGUUCUCUUAAAUCUCUUUCCCCCCAACUUCCCUCCCUUCCUGAACAGCUCAAGGAAGAGAUGAAACAACAGAGGGAAGCUGCCUCUUUCAAGGCUCAGCCAAGCACCGUGUUGCACCAGGAACCUUUUGUGCCCAAGAGGGAGAGCAAAGUCCUUUCAGGUGAGGCUCCUUUGGGCAGCCUUCAGGGCCCAGCCACUUAACCCCAAAGUGGUGCCUUGCGUGAUGUUAGCUUGCAUCUGUGCCUGGGGGGCAGGGAGAAGUCCCAUCUCAGUUGCCACAAGAACAGGUGAGGGCAGCAACUUUUGACAGCUGUGUGGAGACAUGGCUGUUGAUUGAGUGCUAAGUUAGAUCAGGCGUAAGCAGAAGGCAUGGAGUCAUAAUCCUGGCAACCGCUUCCAGCCUUCUCUACAUUCCUCAGUUCCUUGAGGACAAAGGGCUCGGCUUAUGGCUACUCCAAGGAAGAGGCAAGCUUGCUCUUGGGUGACAGAAUAUUGUCAGUGCCCUUUGUGGGAAUGUUGUAGGUACUAGGAGAGGAUAUAUUGAUUUAAUAGUAUCCUUCGUAACUCACGCUUGUGAGUCGGCAGCAGAGUGACAUUUCCCAGUAUACAGCAGGAAGCUAGUUGGUAGAUUGGUUUGAAUCUCUUUACUUAAGCAAUCCAAUCUGGCUUUGUUCAGAUUGGAGCAUAUUCCUGGUAGGACCCCUUUUAUCCCUCCUAAAAAGAUUAAAGACACAAGAAGCUUCUUUUAAAAGUAAUGAGAAAUUUACUCACAUUCAGUUCACGGUUGGAUCCCUGAAGGCAGCCUUUAGCUCGUACUGUAGUUACAGAUACAGUGUGGCUUACAUCCUUAUAAGGAUGCGCCCAUGUGCUGCUGGCAGAGAGCCAGCAGUGCAGUCCAAGAGAAGAAAAGGCAUCAAAAGAGGAAGGUGGCUGCGUGACCGGACCUUUUGUGGGGUCUGCAAGGGUCACGCCCACCUACCUGGUCACAGCAGGGGGAGGAUGCUCCAGACCAGGUGUAACAGGAAGUUCAACUGGCUGGAUCAACAUCCCCCUGUCUGUGUCCACUCUAGCCAAACAGGAAGUGUUGUACUUGACUGCUUAUGUUACAUCCCACACCCUGAAGCCUUGGUUGCAAUACUUCUGAAUUGCUGGAGAGGAGAGGCUCUUGUGCUUGAAUCCUGCAUGUGGGCUUUCCACAGGCCUCUGGUUGGCCCCUGUGGGAACAGGAUGCUGGGCUGGAUGGCCCACGGCCUGUCUGAGCAGGGAGCCAGGUGUCUACAUAAAGCCUUGUACCUUUAAUCCUAGCAAAUGAAGCUUCAAGAGAAAGCAUCCAACCAGUUCUGCAAAGUUCAGUUUUGCAGCUGAAAUUCUAGUUGGAUCCGGUAGGAUGAAGGACUAGCACUAGACGGACCUUUGGUCUGAUCCAGCAGGGCUGCUCUUCCAUUUUGAAAAACAAACAUGCAAUUGGGGUGCUUUGCGUGACAGGCACCACCUUCCCGCAUAAAGAGUUGUUCCCCCUUCUAUUCCGAAACUCAGAUGUCCUUUCUGGUUCCGUAGCUCCAAAAAGCUUUGAGCUGGCCACAGAGCGGCGCGCCCGAGAGCGGCAGGAAUUCGAGAGGCGGAUGGCAGAACUUGAAGCUGAGAAAGCGCGGCUGCAGGAGACAGCGAGACGUCAUGAGGAAGAGCAGAGGAAAGCUGAGUUGGCUGAGCUAAGAGAAGAGCUGGUAAAUGAACUUGUGGCUUGAGGGGCAUGAAUCUGGAUCAUAGAUGCCUAAGCGGCUGGGUCAGCAAUGGAUCCCAUCUUUUCUUAGCAGUGCAGGCAACUCAGUAAAUAAAAUAGCAUAAUAUAUAAUAUUUUUACUGGCAGAAGGUCUUAAAACCAACCAAGCCGGCUCCGUAGCUCAGUGGUAGAUCUCUUACCUUGUGUGGGGGAUUUUCUGGGAAAACAGGCCCAGCCAGAUGUCUGCUACACUUUGCAGCAAUUAAUUCUGAGCUGGAAAGAUGUAGGAGAGCUGCCUUUUUAUAAAGUGGCUUCAUCUGUUCCUUUGACUUUUAAGGUACCUGCAACUCUUCCUGCGUCUCGGCGGGUCAAGAUGUCUUGACUCUUGCUUCUACACAUACUGGGAGGCAGGAAGGUGCAAUCAAAGGCACACUGAAAUUGGCUUAACUUGAACUUACAGCUCAAUUUUCUCUUGUAUGCCUCCACCACCAUCCGCAGUCUCUCAGUGGUUGGCUGCAGUCCACCCCUGGCCCCCCUCGGGGGGGGUGAGCAAGGCUGUUCCUUGACAAUAUAAUAAAAAUAAAAAUAAAUUUAUUAUUUUUACCCCGCCCAUCUGGCUGAGUUUCCCCAGCCACUCUGGGCAGCUCCCAAUCAAGUGUUAAAAACAGUACAGCGUUAAAUAUUAAAAACUUCCCUGAACAGGGCUGCCUUCAGAUAUCUUUUAAAGAUAGGAUAGCUGCUUAUUUCCUUCGCAUCUGAAGGGAGGGUGUUCCACAGGGUGGGCGCCACUACCGAGAAGGCCCUCUGUCUGGUUCCCUGUAACCUCACUUCUCGCAAUGAGGGAACCGCCAGAAGGCCCUCGGCGCUGGAUCUCAGUGUCCGGGUGGAACGAUGGGGGUGGAGAUGCUCCUUCAGGUAUACAGGACCAAGGCCAUUUAGGGCUUUAAAGGUCAGCACCAACACUUUGAAUUGUGCUCGGAAACGUACUGGGAGCCAAUGCAGAUCUCUCAGAACCGGUGUUAUGUGGUCUCGGGGGCCACUCCCAGUCAUCAGUCUAGCUGCCGCAUUCUGGAUUAGUUGCAGUUUCUGGGUCACCUUCAAAGGUAGCCCCACGUAGAGCGGGUUGCAGUAGUCCAAGCGGGAGAUAACUAGAGCAUGCACCACUUGACAACAGCACUUUCUCCUUUGAUGACGGUGCUUAGAAUCUCCUUCUUUUCCUUCCCAGGUACACAAAGCCAACCCCAUCCACAGGUACCAGCCAGUGGAGAUCAAGGCCAGCGACCAGCCCCUGACUGUACCCCACUCUCCAAACUUUUCCAAAAGGUUUCAACGCUGAUGCGUAACCAAGAAAGAAAAGACAAGGGGUGCUUUUUUUCCCUUCUUAGUAUAGUGUUUUUUCCCCCUUUUGUAUUUUAUUGACUUGUUUAUCAAUAAACUAUUAUACUUAAGCAAUAUACAACGUUACUACUGGGAGUGCUUUUCCUGCUAAGCCUAGGGGGGGAAAAGUGUCAUUUUUCAAUUUCUCUCUGUAACUGAAACCCAACCCUCAAAACAUUUUGCACAUAUCCUCUAGGACUUGAGUUGCUGUGCAGAACUUCCUUGUUCUUGUGUGACCUUGUUUCCUGGACUGGACCCUCUGCCUUAAUCGGUGGCUCUGGCUGGGAACCGUGCUUUUGAUAAACCUGUACCACAGCAUGGGGAACUGAGUACAGUCAAGGGGAGGGGGGCAGGCUUUCUUUUUCUCUGAGCUGAGGUGGAGAUGGAUGCAUGCUCUUUCUCCUCCCCACCCCCAUUUUGUGCUAUUAUUUUCACAUCCCUAUACAGGAAGCAAGAAUCUGUAUUCAGCCAGAAGCACCACAUUUCUCUUUUAAUUACAUUUAACUUUCCAGUGAUUUUAGCUUUUAAACAAAGGUUGAUGUGUGUCAUGACCAUAGAACAAUGUUGCUUUGAUGUUGUAUAUGUAAUAAAUGUAAUAACUGUGCCAGGUUGUUUGAAAAUGGGUGGUUUUCUUGUCAUUUGGCUCCUUUGCACAGGGGUUGUUAGUUUGUCCAUGAAUUUUAAUUCCCAGAGUUCUGCGAUCCAGAUCUUAAGCAGGUCUGUGCUGAGAGACUUCCAGUGCAUUGCAAUGGUAAGCCGUGCUGCAGCCAUCAGGUGAGUAACGAGAUCCUUGUAGGAAAGCUGUUGAGCGGCUUCUGAGCAGUAUGAUAGAAGUGCUAUUUUAGGAUCCAAAUUGGAUGCACGCUGUUGACCACCUUCCCAGACGCUGGGCUUGCACCCUCCUUGCAGCUGCCGACAAGGCUGGUUAAUGUUGCCUCUGCUCUUUGUCUACUCAGCCAGAGCUCAGGUUUGGAUCGCUUGAGUUGGGUCGUGGGGAUGCCCCCACAUGAGGUUCUGUCAGGGCAGCCCCAGCCUGUCCCUACUUGCCUCCUUUGGGAUAAUGGUGUAACAAGAAUCAGUGCUAUCCCUCCCUGCUUUCACCUAUACAGUGGUACCUCAGGUUAAGUACUUAAUUCGUUCCAGUUGUCCGUUCUUAACCUGAAACUGCUCUUAACCUGAAGCACCACUUUAGCUAAUGGGGCCUCCCGCUGCCACCACGCCGCCGGAGCACGAUUUCUGUUCUCAUCCUGAAGCAAAGUUCUUAACCCGAGGUACUAUUUCUUUGUUAGCAUAGUCUGUAACCUGAAGCAUAUGUAACCCGAGGUACCACUGUAGUUUCAUGGAUAAAUUCCAACAACUUGGUUUCAGUCGUGAAGAUUUGCAACUUUACAUUCAGAAGGUCCCAAGUUCAAUGUCCAGCAGUGUCAGGUAAGGCUGGGAAAAUCUGCCUGAAAACCUGGAGAUCCGCUGCCAGUGUGUGUCGAACAAUGGGCUAGGUGGGCCCAAUAGCUCUGGCUUUGCAACACCCAUGAGGAUCCCAGGACUGGGCUAGUAGUGAAAAGCAGCCUUUUGCUUCUGGUUUGUUGCAGGUGGGAGUAACACUCUGAACUUCAGUUUCUUAAUAAUAAUAAUAAUAAAUAAUAUUUAUACCCCGCCCAUCUGGCUAGGUUUCCCCAGCCACACUGGGUGGCUUCCAACAAAACACUAAAAUACAAUAGUCUGUUAAACAUUAAAAGCUUCCCUAAACAGGGCUGCCUUCAGAUGUCUUCUAAAAGUCUGGUAGUUGUUCUUCUCUUUGACAUCUGGUGGGAGGGCGUUCCACAGGGCAGGUGCCACCACCGAGAAGGCCCUCUGCCUGGUUCCCCUGUAACCGCACUUCUCACAAUGAGGGAACCGCCAGAAAGCCCUCGGCACUGGAGCUCAAAUUUAAAGGUAGAUCUGUGCUGUCACUUACGAAUGCUUCUGGGACCGCUGGCCUGCCUAGCAGAAGCCCCCAUGAUCUGCUUACCAGCUGACUUUCAGUAAAGACCACAGGCAGAUUCAGGGCAAAUAGGUUUUCAUUUUGCCAUUGAGCUAAGGCUGUUUGGUGGGGAGCUGCCAGGGUGUGGUGGACAUCCAGCAUCUUUUCCCCAGAGCUGGAAUGCGCAAACAUGAAGCUAAGUUAGCCCUUGUAAUCCACUUGUGUAUCUCAAAGGCAGGAAUCUUUUUAACUACUACCAGCAGCCCCUUUUUUAAAAAAGGGAAUUUGCAACUGGGGUUCCCUGCAUGCAAAGCAUUUAGCUUAUUGCUCAAAUUUGGGCCCUUCCACACUACACCCAAGCAAGCAGUUGCCUGUUUUUUGUCCAUAGCCUAAAUACAGUUGCAUGGGUCAAUACUGUUCCGUGUGGGCAGGAGCUAUCGUUAAAAGAAAUAGAAUUAUGUAAUUUUCAUCACUGAUAUUAGUGUGGAAGAAAAACAACGUGGUUGGAAUAAAGUCUGUUCAAGACUCUUGUUUAUUAAGACAAGGCAAUUGCAAUGCAGAAGACUCCAUGAGCCAGACUUCUCAGCUGAUUGAUACCCUCUGUACGUAAUCAAAACACCCUAACAGUUUUUAAAGUUAUCACAAUGCGGUUAAUAAGAAUCCAGAAGAAACUACUGUAGUUUGUAGGGGGGAAAUAUGCAAACAUUUCUGGUCCAAAUCCCUCAAACAUUCCAUACUUCACUUUUCCUCCCACCUUCGUGUUGAUCCUGUUACACUCUUAAGAGAGAUGUUUCCUUAAGACAGAAGCAAGCUCAUGUCUCCUGUGACAGGCCCAGAUCCCUGCAGGCCGCAGAAGCAUACAUUCUGCUUCCACAUUAGGAAAAACAGGCAGGUGCGUUCCUUCUCCAGCCUGUGUCUGCUUAUAAGUGGGUGCCCCCUGCACUUAAUAUUUGGGGAAGGACCACUGUGUUGUUGCAUUAUUAAUUGAAUUUAUAUACCGCCCUUUACCCGCAGGUCUCAGGGCGGUUCACCAAAUAAAAAUAUAAAACCACAAAAUGCAUAAUCAAAAUAAAAACAACCCAAUAACCUCCACAUUUGCAUGGAAAUGGCUCCAGCCUUUGCAGGAAGGGCUGGGGAAGAUUCCCUGUCUGAAAUGUUGGGGAGCUGCUGGUAGUGUAGACAUUAGAGCUACAUAGAUUCAUGGUCUGACUCUGUCUAAGGUAACAGUCUACAUUCUGCCCAUACAUCAAAUGCAGAACAGCAAAAAAAACCCUAAUGCUGUUCUAGGCUACAUCCGGUGUCCAGAUCAAGAAAAGCAAUAGUACUGCUCUAUUCAGCCUUGGUCAGACCACCCCCCCCCCAGAAGUCCUGUAUCCAGUUCUGGGCACCACAAUUUAAGAGGGAUAUUGACAUGCUGGGAGGUGUGCAGAGGAGGGUGACCAAGAUGAAAAAGGCUCUGGAAACCAAGCCUUAUGAGGAACAGUUGAAGAAGCUGGGUAUGUUCAGCCUGGAAAAGAGGAGGCCAAGAGGUGAUAUGAUAGCUGUCUUCUGAAGGGCUAUCACAUGGAAGGUGAAACAAGCCUGUUUUCGCCUGCUCCAGAGGGUAAGACCCAAACUAAAGGAUUAAAACGACAAGAAAGGAGAUUCCAACUAAACUAGGAAGAACUUGCACUAAGAGCUGUUUGACCGUGGAAUGGGCUCCUUCGGAAUAAUAAUAAUUUUUAUUUAUACCCUGCCCACUCUGGGCGGCUUCCAGCAAAAUAUUAAAAUAGUGCGUCAAGCACUAAAAGCUUCCCUAAACAGGGCUGCCUUCAGAUGUCUUCUAAAAGUCUGGUAGUUGUUUUUCUCUUUGACAUCAGGUUACUUCCGGGUUUGCUGCUCGCGCACGUGCAGAAGCGCAAAACCGCUCAAGCACGUGCGCAGAGCGGCGCUUUGUCAAGCAUCUGGGGCUCCGGAAUGGAUCCCAGACUCAAAAUGAGGUACCACUGUAGUCGUUUAUUUCCUUGACACCUCAUGGGAGGGCAUUCCACAGGGCGGGCGCCACUACCGAGAAGGCACCAACACUUUGAAUUGUGCCCAGAAACCUACCGGGAGCCAAUGGAGGUCUUUCAAGUCCGGUGAAAGGUGAAGGACUCGCCUUCACUGGAGAUGUUUGCACAGAUGUUGGAUGACCCCCGAUCAUGGAUGCUUUAGGCACAAUUCCUGCAUUGCAGGGGGUUAGACUAGAUGACCCUAGGUGUCCCUUCCAACUAUGUUUCGAUAACCCGUGAUUGCGUUGGCUGCAAUUGGCAUUUUCUCUGGUACCCCUUCAAAGAGGCAAUAUGAGCAUCGUUGCUCAGGCCCAGGGUUAUAGACUUGUCCCCCCACCCUGUUUAAGAGUUGUCAAAGUGUGUUCCUGAUGUUUCCCAAUCACCCCCCCCCCCGGCAGGAAGUUCCCAGUGCUGAUGGAAGGCUUUGAGAAGCUGUUGACUACAUCACAGACUUGUUCUCCCCGGAUUUUCCAGGUUCUCCAGUUACGGAGCAGGGGCUGGGAUAUUCAGGUAAGGGUUCUCCAUCCUGUUCCAACUCUUGUAAGCCAGCUGCCCUGCUGAGUGGCUCGAAUUAGCCUGGGGAUAGAGUUUCCCUGAGAAGGGGACGGGCCUGACUGCCCGACCAACUUUCUCAGACCCAUGGAAAGAGCAGAAAGGUUAAAGUGUGUCCUGCUUGAGGCUGUGACGGCACUGUAGCCAGGGGAACAGGCAUGCUUGACCGCUGGCCAACUCUCCCAGGACACUGUGCACUGGCUGGAGCCUCUGGGCUGUGUCCACAGAGCCAAAAACUACCCGGUGGGUGUGCUUGUUUUCUCCAGCCUGGAACAGAACAAACACACACACACACACACACACAUUGACCCCAGCCAUGCUCCAAAAGUCAGCCCGGGUGUGUGUGUGUGCCUUUUGGAUCCGUCUUCUAUAUCAAAACAUCUUUUGAGUGCUGCAAGCCUCGCAGGGCGCUUCCAGGCCAUUGCUGUUUUCGGCUGAUAUUCAAUCACAUCCCAGCAAAUUCAAGUCGCGUAGUUCAAGCUGAUGGCCAGGUCUUGCUCAACAGACCUGCUUUCCCCAAAGAGCAGAUUUUUAUGUUCUAUUUCUGUCGUGCAGGGAUUAAUCAGCAAUAUCAAAAGCAACACAAUGGCCAGAAACAAUUACAAUGUGAAAAACUUUAUGGAAUAAUUCAAUACAUAAAAACUAAUAAACUGAAGUCUCUGAAAGUCCUUAAAGAAAUCACGGUGCCAGACUGAACUCCGCUGAACAGUGUUUCCAGAUAGCAACUACUUCUGGAUAGAUAUAAUAUACAUAUAGUCACUACAUAAUUGCAUGAACACUUACAGAGUAUUUUUCAUUCUCAUGUAUAUUAUAUCUAUUCGGGGAAAAGAUUGGUUAAUGAAGAAAUUACAUAUCUUUCUACUUAUGAGUUUUGAACUAAUUGGCUGAUGAAGAAUUCAACAAAACAGUUGCUAUCCGGAAACACUGUUCAGCAGAGUUCAGAGUUGCACAUCAGAAUUGGACAUUUGCUGAUUAUACAAAGCUUCACAGCUUGCUCUCUGCCGGGUAAAGUCUGGCACCGUGAUUCAUUUAUGGACAUCUAGAGACUUUCAGAGACUUCAGCUUGUUAAUUUUGAUGUUUUGAAUUAUUCCAUAAAGUUUUUCACAUUGUCAUUGUUUCUGGUCAUCGUGUUGCUUUUGAUAUUGCUGACUCAUAUUUUGCAACACAGGGGUUUAUUUGUUUACUCAUUGUUGUGCAGGGAUUAACGGCAGGACAACGAAAGUGGGCUUUGCAAGCCCUCGUGGUUCCUAAGAGACUGAGGCCCUGAUCUUCACUAUGCAUUGAAAGCAGGAUCGUGCCACUUUAAGCAGGUUCAAAGCAGAGUGGCGCGGCAAGAGGGGGCCCGGCGUUAUUAUCUCUGCACACCAGCUGCUCUGAGCAACCCCUCCAGCUUUGCAUGCAGAAGCUCCUCUCCUCUCCUCACUCUUGUCCCUCCUGCCCGCUGGAUCUGGGCCUAGGCGUGGAGCUCUGCCACACAAGGAGCCCCCCGCCCAUCCUCCUGUCUGGCCUUGCCUGGUGCGGCUUGGGGAGGGGACUGUCAGGAGUUCAGCCUACACUUGAGUAGGACUCUGGCAGAGACACAUGCUUGACUGGCAUGUUCUCUCCCGCCUGGUCGUUCGUUUGGGAGGUUCAAAAGCUUUUCUUCAGCCCGAACAUCACAGCGACCGAUGCCAACCGACAUUGGCACACUUAGGGAUCCGCAGAGUGUUCGCAGUUUGCAUAACAGACCUCAGCAACUCAGCAUUUUGGCUAAUCUACUUUAUUUACAUAUAAACACACACGGAGCACUGCAACAUGGCUCCCUCUCUCUCUAGCGUCAGACAGCAAAGAGAAAAAGAACAAAGGACAAUAGUCCCACUUCGUGGAACACAGUAACACAAACAUCCUGUCUCCGUCACUUCCCACUCUCUGGAGUCAAAACAUACACCGUCAUGUGAUAGACAACAAUCCCAUGACUGCAACCAAGGAGCAGGAAUUCUAACAUCCUCCCCCAAUUCAUGAUCUGUGUUGCAGUCAUCAAUGUAACUGCAACAACCAUGCAGAUGUCAUACACACAGUACAGAAUUCUAACAGGGACAUCCCAUCGGGUCUUCCUCACCUCUGGCCACCAGUGAGCCCAGUUCAGUCCUAGCCAAGUCCACUUGUCUGCUCCAGCCUUAACGGCAGGGUCAUCAAUUUCCUGGAUGAAAAUUUGCACCCCACCCUCAGAAAAAAUGCACCCGGGGCCACUGCUCCUCUCGCCCCCCCCCCCCAUCGUACACUACACCACUGGAACUCCCUCCAGCAGAAGCGCCUGGCACCUUCCUUGUAAAGUUUCUGGAGCUUGCUCAAGGCACACCAAUUUACGCUGAAUUUCGACACUUGAGGCGUAUCUUUUUUGCAAUCCACCUUGUACUUAUGCUUGUAAGUCGCUUUAAAUCGCUCUUAACAUUGUGUUUCGAUGCUGCGUGACGCUCCUAGCAGCCUUAGGGUGAACGGCGGCGAUCAAAUUAACGAGAGCAAUUAAUAAAUAGAUGUGCGUCCUUAAUGCAGAGCAAAACCUUUGUGGGUUUUCCGUUUUCUGCCUUGGGCAGCAACCAGCCCGGCUGCCUUCUAAGUGCUGUAACGGCACCUCCUUCCGUUGGCCCGGCCUCUAAGGCCUUGCAAAAGCCAUUGCUAAUGAGACAAUCGCUCCUGUGCCGUUGAUUGUUUGGCCAGCCCAUGGCGGAGGCUGAUGAAGGCUAAUGAGGUGAAUGGCAUAGUCGCGGGGUGCUAACUCGCUGCUAUGCUGCGGACAACAAUGUAUGAAUCACUGCUCCUUUCUUAGCUUGCUGGAGGGGGGGCGUGAGAUGCAAGGCAGAACAGGCAAUGAGCUCUUCAGCUCUGGCUGCUCAGGAGAGAAUAGCUCCCUGGAGGGGGGGCAGUUUCCUUAAGUGGCUGGGGCAACACCAGGCUGAAUCUGCAGCUGGGGCAGUGGAUUCACAGCUGUUAAAAGGGGAGGCAGUGCAUCCCAUGCGGUCCUCUUCGAAGUGGCAGUCCGCACAUCCCCUCCAUUUAAUUCUGAUUUAUCCUGAUGGGGGGGACGUGGAACCCAACACGCAAUUGCAUGCUGCCCAGCUGUGGAUUUAAUUUAUUUAUUGCAUUUAUAUCCCAACUUCCCCCCUCUCCAAGGAGCUCAAAGUGGCAGACAUCGUUCUCCCCCUCCCUCCUUAUUUAAUCCUGUUGCAGGAAUUUAUGUAUAGGUUGGGGGGGUUGCCCCUCCAGCAGAUAUCAUGCGCAUGCAGCCCACUGCCAAAAUCAGGACAAUCACUUUUGUGACUUUUGUGACUUGUCCCCACAAAAUACUUCAUCGCAGUUUCUUCCUAUAUAUUCAAAGGGCCUCUGCUGCACGAUACCAAAUGUAAGAAUUCACUGAUAAAUGUACCUAUGUACUGGCUCACUGGGAAAACUUCAGAAAUUCAUCUAGACAUGUGAGCUCAGCUGCUCAGCAGCCCCUCUGCCUGAGUGAUAAUCCCUGGCAUCCUGAUACCUGAGUGCCAGACAGGUAGCCAUUCCAGAAAUAACAAACCCAGAUGAAGACAAAAGGGUGUGAUUAACUUGCCUGGGAAACAGGGAAAUUUAAAUAUCUCUUUUGUUACACUUGAUGGGUGUUUGGUGGAGGGCAAGGGGAACCAUGGAGCAGGGUCCAGGAUGCUCAGAUUACUGCCACCAGACCUCCCCUUUCAUGAUGUAACCGUGAUGUAUGAGUGAUGUAGUUGCGGGGGGGAUGUAACAUGGGGAUUAGCAGCUAAUAAAAGUUUGGGGGCUCUUUUGUUCUGGGCUUCCAUCUUGUUCCACCUGGUGGCAGGUGGGAGUCCUGUCGCGACUGUCUUCAAUAAAGACCAAGCCUACUGGCUGCUGGACUAGAUGGGCCAUUGGCCUGAUCCAAUCGGAUCUUCAUUUCCUAUAUUUUCUCCAUGUGCACCAUUUAUAUCUGCAAAUCUGCAGGUCAGCCUGAAAAAUGCCACAGGGCCUCAAGUGCUCUCCUCCGGAUAGAAAAGCAAACUCUUCAGCAGCUGCUUCUGGAACUCCCUGCCACUUGACAAAACGGUGAGCUGUGUGCACGAAACAGUACGCUUGUCCCCCGGUUUAAAAGCACCACUUCUCAUCCGGAUGUUGCCUGCGCACUUCUCUUUGGGAGCGGCGCCCCACCAGCUUUUGCACCAUUCAGAAGAUCCCGGGCCGUGGUUUCUUGGAUCCUGCCCUGAUUUUAUCCAUGCCCACCCACCCCCUGCCCAAACCCCCCCAUUGCUUUCCCCCUGCCCCUGGCAGAUGCUUGUAUCACUUGCACAUUUGGGUCUGGCUAAGCAGCUCAUUCAAAGCCCUUCCCAGCCUCUGAUCCUUGGCACGCUUGUUGACUGCGAGAAUCUGACUCCCGGCACGAGAGCAAAGGAAGCGGAUGGAUGACUUGUUUUAAUUAGGCCGGAGCUGGCAGCCUGACAGGAUGGGAUCUCUGGGCCCUUGCCUCGCCCAGCUGCAUGCGUGCGCUCAGGGGAAUGGGCAAGUAUUUGCAGGCGUAUCUGGGACCCUGCAAGCUCACUUGGUUUUUUACUUAGAUGCAUCCAUUGCUCUCCAUAUACCUCACCGGUGUCUGCUCCACUUAGGAUGGAAAAGAGACGAGGCUUUGGAUGCAGUCGCUACUGAUCAGCAGCCCCCUUGCCUGGGGAUUGUGGCACUGAAGAAGCUAUUUGCUUGUCCGAAAGGGCAAAGCACUUUCCUCCUGCUUUCCGUCACGGUGACUAAGGGUGAUUCUUUCCCGAACUGGACCCUGCUAGAGAGAGACCCUCUUAGCCUCCCCUGCCCCAGGCCCUGGGUCCUUUCCAGAAUUAUUUUGGUCCUCCGCAUUUGUGCCAAGAGCAGCAAAAAGAUGCCAUGCCUGACAUUUUGCAAACAAGGAGGAGUUCCUUCCCGGGCAGGCGCUAACUGCCACUCUUCUGCAGGGGAAAGAGAGAGAGAGGCUGCCUAGGGUGGGGUGAUAGGUUCAGGACAAACAAACAAGAAAGGAUGGGGCAUAGCUAAGCUAUGGAACUCCCUCCCACAGUAAGAAAAUGGAAAAGCCUCCCCAUUGUCUUUCCCUUCACAAAUCCUGUCUUAAGGGUAUGUCUGUCUGUGUUUGAAUAGGGUGAGCCUGUGACCUGGCUCAGGAACUAAGUAUUUAUCAUGACAAAAGACUGGCCAGGCUCCCCAGGGUAUCCAAUCAAGUGAGCAUUAACUGGUAACCUGUCAGAUGAGAUAAACAACGCACUCAGAUUUCUGCUGUAGACCGCCUUUUCUGUGUUAUAGGUAUGAUGUAUGUGGUCUUGGGUUACACACCUUCUGUGAUGUAUGUAUGAUGUAUGGAGGGGUGGUCUUGAGCUCCAGGGCAGGGAAUUUAAAAUGUCUAGAUAAGGGCAGGCACACCUUGGUUCUGGGUUCCUUCUCCUCCUCCUGCGUGUGAGGGGAGCACCCUGUUGCAAUAGAUCAAUAAAGAUCAGGCUUACUAGCUGCUUUGCUUCUCAAUAUUCUCUGGUUGGCCUCUGUUAUUUGCUCCUACCAAUAGGGAAUCCACGUAAGGACUCUAUAUGGGCUCUUGGGUACCCCAUAAGGGAAAAAGGGCAAUUUUUUGUGUACAGCACUUGUGAAUGCCUGUUGUUGGAAAUGGCAGGAAGGAAGCGUGUUCGAAUCCUGCUUGUGGGUUUCCUACCAGCGUCUGGGGAAAUAGUAUUAAAAUCACUUUUCUGACCAUGCUUCCAGAUUGGCCAAUCCAUGGAGGGACUCUUAACAGAGAAGUGAUGUGUACCUGCCAUUAUCAGGGCAACAGCUAUGCCUUUGCUACUGGAACGAUGGGCUGGUUGUCUCAUGCCAGGUCAGAAGCAUCCCAGUCCAUGAAAUUUCAAGGCCCAGACCUGAGACCUAGAGGUGACCCCCUGGUGAUGUCACUGGCCCUGGAGACAGAGGUUAAUUGGGAGGGGAGCAGAGGAUCCUGCCCCCUCCAGAAUGUCUGUGCUAUAAUGUAUGUACUGAGUUGAAUAGGAUCCAAAAGACAGCAGUCUGAUUGGUCCUAGAACAAUAGGCUUCAGAAUGCAGCAGCCUGAUUGGUCCUCGAACAAUAGGCUUCAGAAUGCAGCAGCCUGAUUGGUCCUCGAACAAUAGGCUUCAGAAUGCAGCAGUCUGAUUGGUCCUAGACCAAUAGGGUCCAGAAUGCAGCAGUCUGAUUGGUCCACAGGAGCCACCCAAUCCAGCUCCAGGUGGAAGUGAAUCCGCAACCUGAUUGGCCUACAGGUGAAUCUCGGAAUUAACCAAUCAUGUGGGGCCCCUUGUGUAAAUAAUGUAUAUAAAGCUGACAUUCUGGGGGAACUUCCAUUCCUCCUCACCACUAUGAGCUGAGUAAAGAGCAUGAAAUCCACUCUCGACUCCGAGUAUAUUUCAUAUAACUUUCAGCCAGCUUCUAAUGGGCUGAACGCUUGCAAGAUGGACGCACAAUCUUCUAGAUAAUUUUUUGAGAAACUCUCUUCUGUCCAUAACAGAACUGCUGAAAAAGGGCUCAGAAAACUUUCUUUUCCUCCGCCUUUCAGCCACCUCUGGCUGGUUAACACCUUGAACAGCUGCGCUCCCACUGUGAUUAUUAUUAAAGGUUCACUUGCCCACCUGGAGAUUCCAACCUUCCACCUGGAGGGGACCAGGCAAACCUGGAGGCCUCGGGUCAGAGCUCAGGCAACCCCACCUAGCAGGGAAUUCUUGGCAGUCCGGAGCAGUGAAUCGUUCAGAGUUCCAACAGGGGCUUCCUGGCGCCUUCAAUGUAUGCCCUGUGACGCACAGGGUGGGAAUUGCCCUCGCCUGAGCUGAUCCUCCGUUUCCCCAGUCAAACUGCCUAUUUCCUUCCUGGUCUUAAUAUAGAUGGCAACCCCCCUGAGCAGGGAAGGGCCCUGGCACUCUGCUAGUCUGAACAGCCUUUUGGCACUCGGCAAAGGUUAAACAAUAGGAGAUUCUGCCCGUUGCAUCUGGCCUAAUCCCCAUCGCCGCUAAACAGCCCCGGGCAACUAUGGGACGCCCUCCCUGGGACACGCAAACCCAGGAGACCUUGCCUAAGAAAGCCUUCUCUCCCAGCUUGGGUCUUGCUGGGGGUCGGGCGGGCAAGGGAGGGCUUUCUCCUCUGGGCCAGACCCCCUCCGGCAGGCUCCCCAAGGAGCAGGGAGUUCAGCAAGGGUGGCUGGGUCAUCUGAUUUCUGUUUGUUUGAAUUCCCAUCUCCUCUGAGCAGGAGAGAGAGAGCGCCGGGCAGCAGAAUGGAGUGUCCUUUGAACGGAAGCCAGAGGGAACAGGUGGCCCCGCAGAGCAGAGCGCAGCAGGCUCAUAACUGCCAGAGUUCUGGGGUAAAAGAUACUCCUCUCUCCCCACGCUUAAUCCAGCUCAGUUACGCAGAGUAUAGAAGGCGGGCAGCUCUGUCCCACUUUUAAUCCAGCGCUGGCGGCCGUCGGCAACGGCGACGGUAGGUAACGGGUCCCUUGCCUCGUUUCCCCAGGGGUAGAGACCGGGAGAGGCCUCACUCUGCGCUGGGACUUCCUUGGGCCGGGCAGAGUCUUCUAGCCUGCGGCUUUGCUCGUGGCCUUUCUGUGGGUUUAUGCGGAGGGCUACCUGUCCAGGUAAACUCCAACCUUUUGUUCAUGGGAGAUGGAGAGAGAUGGUUUGGGGAUGCUCUUCCCACCAGCGUUGCCCGGGCACCGUGCAGGGUAGCCUUGGCGUGGUUUGGAUGCUCUGCUACCAGCAGUCGAGAGAUGCCUUGGGCCAAAGAGGUCCUCUUGACCGUCUUGGUGGCUCCUGCUCUGAGAAUCGAGCUCUGAGGUGGCUGCUCUUGAGGCUAAUGUCUCUGGCAGGUGCCCGGGCGAUGGCUCUCUGCAGGCGGCUAUUUCCAUCUGCUCCCUAGGGUAAGAUCAGGCAAAUCUUGGCCAGACUUUUGCUGAUUUCCUUCGGCCGUCUGGAGUGCAGUUCACGCUGCAAGCUUCUUCCUUGCACAAUUCAGGCUUUUGAUUCCAAGGCAGCCUUGAGCUUUAGUCUGAGCUGCCGCCCACCUAUCGAUGAGGUGCCUUGGGGUGGCAAAAAAACAACACACCUUGAAGCAGAGCAUGUGUGCAAAGUGAAUCCAGAGUUUGCGGAGAACUGUGAAAUUUUGUGCAAAGCUGGGAAUCGUCUGCAAAGUUGGACUGAGUUUGUUUUUAGGCACUGGGGCAUCUAUUCCGUUGGCCUUUUUUAUUGUGUGUGUGUGUGUGCCUGUGGAGUAUAGUUUGAAAUAACAGUCAGGUGCUCUAUGGAAUGGGCAUGGCUACGGGCCAAGCCAAAGAGGAAAAAAUGUAAAAAUCAGGGGCAUUCCAAACAGGCCUGCAAGUGCUAAUUGAUCUGAUUUAUGGAUCAAUCAGCCAACAUGUUGAUUGACGCAGGAAUUUUUUAACUGGUAGGGAUGGAAAGAGAGCAUUCUUGUUUAUCUUUGGAUGUGAUUUUGCUUCUGGUAUGUUGCUGUAAGAAGGAAUUGGGGAAGACUUACCGGUAUAUUAAAGAGGUUGUUUUGUUCCAAUAACGAAGUGAUAGCCUUUAGUCGUGAAUCUUUGUCACCUCAUACUUUUUUCAGGCCUGAGGCUGAGUUUUCUUUUGUAGUAGACAAAUCAAUUUCACCUACAUGUUGUCAUGCGCAAUAACUUCAAUGUGGUUUCGGUGAAAUGUGAAUUUACUAUUUUUAAUUGAUUCCUGACUGGUUGUAAUUAUUGUUGGGCUUUCUUGUAUGACCAUAAGCCAUCACUAACGGUGAUGGCUGAGAUUUAAUUUCCAAUGUAUGCAACGCCACACUGAGCUUUCUUAAACAAAAAGGAAAAAGCCCCUGCCCCUGGGAGCUUACAAUCAUAAUUUCCAUAGUGCAGGCAGGUAGGAGGGAGACUCAGUGUGCAGCCGCAAGGGAUGAUGAAUGCGGGCAAAUGCCACGAAUGUUUGGUUCCAGCGGGGGAUGAGUAUUAAAGGCCGGCCGGCAAUCAAUCAUCUGAUCUUUAAUUGGUUCAAACAAUUGUCCCUGACCCCUAGGGACACUGGAGAAGCGAUGUGCUUGGUCUGCUGCAAGACGGAGGACCAGGCGAGGCGGUUGUUUUAAUCCCAGUGAACUCGAGCGGGAUGCAUGGCUCUCGGCUAUGUGUCCUUGAUGGGUGCAAUCGCUAUGACUCCAGCCACUUUCUUGAUGGGACCCAUUUGCAGCUGCCUCCGCAGGGCAGACAGCCGGCCUGGUUAGCAGCCUUGCCAAGUCUUCCCUCCCUUGGCACAGAGGGCGUUCCGGUUGGGCUCUGUCCAGGCUGCAGCCCUUGUCCCUCCAGGCUGCUUUCAUUGCCUUCUCCUGGUCAGGAUAAGGAAUGGCUGAACGGCCCAGCUAGCUAAUAUGGUAGCAGAAUUGAACUCUUAACUGUUGGCACUGUAAACUAGCCAAGGGGUGGUUUCCCCAGAUGUACUGGGAAUGCCCAGAGGUAAAAGAAUUCCGGAAUAAAAUCCUAAAGGUUAUUUUAUUUUAUUUUCCCCCAUUUUUUUUUAUUGAUUUUCCACCUUAAUCACAAAAAUGACAUAACAAAACACACAAGGAAAGCACAUAAAUUAAACACAAAGAAAAAUUGUUUCUUCAAAUACCUAAUUCUUGUUACAUUGAUUACUGACUUCCUCGAAUCCCCUCUAACUGAAUUUCUUUAUAUCACCUAUAUAACAGUUCUCCAAAUUCAUAUUUCUAAUACAGUAAUAUUAAUUCCUUUCAUUUACCAACCUCUUCUCCUAAUUAAUAUAUUUUAAUCCUUAAUAUUUACUAUCACAUAUUCUUAUUUUACCCCUAAGCCUAUUUACUGUUUCCAAGAAUUUUCUGUUUAUCCUAUAUCACAAUAUUUAGCUAAAUAUUCUUUAAAUUUCUUCCAAUCCUCAUGUAUCUCCUCUUCCAGUCAGGUCAGCCAGCUCCAAAAAGUCCAACAUCUUCAUCUGCCAUUCCUCUAUUGUUGGGAUUUCUUGCGAUUUCCAGCUUUUGGCUAAUAAAAGUCUUGCCGCUGUAGUGGCACACAAAAACAGUCUAACAUCUUUUGGGGGCAUUUCCAGUCCUAUUAUUCCAAGUAUAAAGGAUAAAAUCCUAAAGGUUAUUAAUGAACUGUUUAAAGCGAAGCUUUCAAUAGACUUUGAUUUCAUGACCAUGGAUAUACUUGGAAACGCAGCUAUAAACAAAGGAGACCAGCUUGCUUUCAAAGCUAUGAUAUUAGAGGGAAAGGCAACGAUAGCUUUAGGUUGGAAAGACAGAGAAAAAUGGACAGUAGAGGCAUGGAACAGUUAUUUGUUUGAACUUAUUCAGUCGGACACUGUCGCAGUAACGUCACAGGAAACAACGUGGAAGGUCAAGUCCACCACGAUAAGGAACAGAUGGAACCCCUAUUUUCAAUGGAUAAAAACUACUGGAACAAAAGACAUUUGGUAGAAACUAAAGACGCUAUGCCCAUGGCUGAGGAUAAUUGUUUGAACCCUUCCAAUGGAUAUGGGGGAGUGGGAAGGGAGGGGAAGGAAAAACUGUACGGGAAAUUUAAAAAUUGGAAGGAGAUAAUAUAAUGUAUGUAAAACUCCCGAAAUAAAUUAAUUUUUAAAAGAAAAAAGAAAAAAAAGGAAUGGCUGAAAAGGAAAUACUCUCUAUUCCAAUGUGUGAAUAAGGGAAUUGAAUCUACUCUAGGCAACACAGUAGAUCUUCUUUUGAUUGAUGGGUUGAUUAAGAGCAGGGAUGUCAGAGAUUACUUUCCCCCCUAUAAUAAUAAUUUGUUCUUUUUUCCAUAUAGAAAGUUACAUUUGUUGCUCAACGAUUAUAUUCCAGUUCAACAAAACUAGUGAGUUCUCACUCAGCCAACAGCGAUAUUCAUAGCCCAAAUUACAUACAGUUACAUUUUAAGGUUCGGUUUUCAUUCUCUCCAACCUGUUUCUUAAUACGUUCUGCUGUUUUCUAAAUAAUAAUAAUAAUAAUAAUAAUAAUAAUAAUUGCUUCAAACUCCACUGUGGCCUUCGCAUAUGGGAAAACAACUUUUCAUAUAGACUAGAAAAGGCUUUUCUAGUCUUCUUUGAAAGAUUCUAAAUCUGUUUCCUUCUGUAUCUGCAUCUUUCAUCCACGCUCCCAAUUUUGCAAUCUCUGCAUAUUCCAAGUUUUUCACAGCCAUCCUCCCUUUGAGGGUGUUCUCCUGCUUCCAUUUCUGUGUACAGAGAAUCCUCGCCACUCUAGUCACAUACAGAAAUACUGUUGAGUCUUUCUUUGGAAUUUCGCUGUCCAAUAUCCCCAGCAGGAUGUAGAUUUCCAAUGGAAAUGGGAGGGGAAAUUGACAAUGCAUUUGCGGAAUCAAACUCAAUCCAUUGGACAUAAUUGGUAUCCACUGUUGUCACUUCCAGCCUUCGAUAUGGAAUUGAUUUGGCACUGAUUCUCGCAUUGGGCUCGAUGACACUUGCUGUCCCUUCCAACUCUGAGAUUCUGUGAUUGUGUUUCCUCCCAUUUCCACUGUGUUUGCAUUGAAAUGAAUGGGGUGUAAUAAUGAAACAACGCCAAUAUAAUGCAAUUCUACCACCGCGCACAGCAAAACGAAUAAUGUAGUUUUUGGCAGAGGAUGGACUGCAGCAGAUGGAAACGUGUGUUGCAGGCAGCAGUGGGGGGAAAUGGGAAAAGAUGCUAUCUUAAAUGCAGAAUAGCUGGGGAUGAACUCGUCUCUGUCACGCCAGAGCCCAGGGGCUGCAGCUCACCAAUAAUAAUAAUAAUAAUAAUAAUUUUAUUUAUACCCCACCCUCCCCAGCCAAGACCGGGCUCAGGGCAGCUAACACCAGGUAUAAAAACAAUUGAUUAAAAUACAACUUAAAAACAAGAUUAAAAUACAACAUUAAAAUGCAGCCUCAUUUCAGUAGAAACUCAAAUCAAAAACUUUUUUGGGGAUGAAAACAUCAAGUCUUCACCAAGGCCAAUGAAAUAUACUCGUAGUCGAGAGUGGAUUUCAUGCUCUUUAUUCAGCUCCUAGUGGUGAGGAGGAAUGGAAGUUCCCCCAGAAUGUCUGCUUUAUAUACAUUAUUUACAUAAUGCACCCCAGGUGAUUGGCUAAUUCCGGAAUUCUCCUGUAGGCCAAUCAGGUUGUGGAUUCACUUCCAUCUGGAGCUGGAUUGGGUGGCUCCUGCAGACCAAUCAUACUGCUGCAUUGUUCUAGGACCAAUCAGACUGCUGCAUUUUGGAUCCUAUUGUUCUAGGACCAAUCAGACAGCUGCAUUUUGGAUCCUAUUCAACUCAGUACAUAACACCCAACUAUCCAGACUGGUCCUACGUGGGCCAGAAAAAAGCCAGGGAAGUCCCCAAAUAGGAGUUCCAUCACAGAAGGAGAAAGGAAAAAGGAAAGAGGGGAAGGGAACCAAGUUGAUUCCAAACCAAAGGCCAGGCGGAAUGGAUGGGAAAACGUCCCUCACUUUGCAUCUCCAACAAGGGCUGGGAGAAAGUCCUGCCGGAAAGCCUAGACUGCUGCUGCCAGCCAGUGCAGACAGUACUGAGGAAGAUGGACCAAUGGCCAGCCCAAGACAGGUCACUCAACUGUUCCAACGAUUCUUUCAACAUAAUAAUAAUAAUAAUAAUAAUAAUAAUAAUAAUAAUAAUUUAUUAUUUUUACCCCGCCCAUCUGGCUGAGAUUCCCCAGCCACUCUGGGCGGCUUCCAAUCGAGUGUUAAAAACAAUACAGCAUUAAAUAUUAAAAACUUCCCUAAACAGGGCUGCCUUCAGAUGUAUUCUAAAAGCCUGGUAGUUAUUUUUCUCUUUGACAUCUGGUGGGAGGGCAUUCCACAGGGUGGGUGCCACUACCGAGAAGGCCCUCUGCCUGGUUCCCUGUAACUUGGCUUCUCGCAGCGAGGGAACCGCCAGAAGGCCCUCGGCGCUGGACCUCAGUGUCCGGACAGAACGAUGGGGGUGGAGACGCUCUUUCAGAUAUACUGGACCGAGGCCGUUUAAGGCUUUAAAGAUCAGCACCAACACUUUGAAUUGUGCUUGGAAACGUACUGGGAGCCAAUGCAGAUCUCUCAGGACCGGUGUUAUGUGGUCUCAGCGGCCACUCCCAGUCACCAGUCUAGCUGCUGCAUUCUGGAUUAAUUGUAGUUUCUGGGUCACCUUCAAAGGUAGCCCCACAUAGAGCGCAUUGCAGUAGUCCAAGCAGGAGAUAACCAGAGCAUGCACCACUCUGGCGAGACAGUCUGCGGGCAGGAAGGGUCUCACCCUGCGUACCAGGUGGAGCUGAUAAACAGCUGCCCUGGACACAGAAUUGACCUGCCACCUCCAUGGACAGCUGUGAGUCCAAAAUGACUCCCAGGCUGCGCACCUGGUCCUUCAGGGGCACAGUUACCCCAUUCAGGACCAGGGAGUCCUCCACAUUUGCUCGCCUCCUGUCCCCCCAAAACAGUACUUCUGUCUUGUCAGGAUUCAACCUCAAUCUGUUAGCCACCAUCCGUCCUCCAACCGCCUCCAGACGGAGGACCUUCACCGCCUUCACCCAACAUUAUCUCUGCCAGAGAGAGGGUCUUUGCUGUCACUUUUAGCAAGAAAUGCUAUGAGAGAUUGCGCCUGGAGCAGGCGGCCACUGAGGGGGACGGGUUGCUGAGCCAGAGCAGCUUCCCUUUGGCCUGUACACACUCCCCAAUGCUCAUCCUUGACAUGCGCUCUGAGUCGUGCAGGGACAUGCCUUCCUAGGCUCCCCUUGUUGCGCGUUUGCUUCUCCUGAAGAGGAUGAGAAGCGGUGCUUUUAAAGCAGGGAACAAGCGUCCUGUUUCGUGCACACAGCACACCGUUUCCUCAAGUGGCAGGGAGUUCCAGAGGCAGCUGCUGCAGAGUUUGCUUUUCUAUCCGGAGGAGAGCACUUGAGGCCCUGUGGCAUUUUUUGGGCUUUGCAGAUAUAGAUGGUGCACAUAGAGAAUAUAUAGGAAACUCUCUUGUACUGCCUGAACAGCCAGGACUUUGCCCAAAGAAUCCUGGAAAAUGUAGUCCCUAUCACUUUCACUACUGCAAAAAGUCCAUACAGUGGUACCUCAGGUUACAUACACUUCAGGUUACAGACUCCGCUAACCCAGAAAUAGUGCCUUAGGUUAAGAACUUUGCUUCAGGAUGAGAACAGAAAUCGUGCGGCGGCGGCGCAGCAGCAACAGGAGGACCCAUUAGCUAAAGUGAUGCUUCAGGUUAAGAACAGUUUCAGUACGGACCUCCGGAACGAAUUAAGUACUUAACCCGAGGUACCACUGUAGUUUGAAGAGGUGGGUUUCUUGUGCCAGGGUCCUUCAAUCAUGCAAAACUUAAAUUCUCCUAGGCGCUUUUUUAUUCUCUCCUGCGGAAUGACAGUGUGGAGGCGCAAUAAUAAUAAUAAUAAUAAUAAUAAUAAUUUAUUUAUACCCCACCCAUCUGGCUGGGCUUCCCCAGCCACUCUGGGCGGCUUCCAAAAAAAUAUUAAAAUACUGUAAUACAUCAAACAUUAAAAGCUUCCCUAAACAGGGCUGCCUUCAGAUGUCUUCUAAAAGUUUGGUAGUUGUUUUUCUCCUUGACAUCUGGUUGGAGGGCAUGAGGGUCAGGACUCAGGGAACGAGUUUGCUGUUAAUUCGGCAGGGAGCCACAGACCGGGGGGGCAAAUGCCUCUCUAUCCGGCCCUUGGAACUGCCCACGAAUGUUUUUGCCUGGCUGGAAAGUACCCUCGAACUCUGAUGAUGGUUCUUGUUCGUCUGGACAGAGAAUAGAGGCAGGAGAGAGUGUUUGCGAAUGUAUGUAGGAACCAGUCUGCUGCACAAAGGUGAAAUUAACAUCCAUUGCCCCAGCCACUUUGGCCUCUGGCACUGCCCGCCCCUGGCACUCCAUCUCCCUCACACAGGAUCCUUGUUCUGAGAAAAACUUUGGAACUCCCUGCCUAUUGACGUCAGCCUUCGCUGAACUCUUUCUGGUGCCUGCUUAAAAACAUUCUUUGCUUAAGCAAUCCUAGCCAGGUGUAUCAAAAGCUAAUGCGACCUUUCACCUGUUUUAGUUUAUUAUUUUAACUUUUUAAAUGUCUGAAGUUUUUGUUGUUAAUUUUUCAUAAUGAAUUUUUUGUUGUUUUUAUCUUUCUUUUGUAAACUACUUUUUUCCUUCCUUCCUUCCUUCCUUCCUUCCUUCCUUCCUUCCGUCUUUUUCUUUCUUUCUUUCUUUCUUUCUUUCUCUCUCUCUCUCUCUCUCUCUCUCUCUCUCUCUCUCUUUCUUUCUUCCUGCCUUCCUUCCCUCCUCUUUCUUUUUUUCUUCUUUUUUUCUUUCUUUCUCUCUCUCUCUCUCUCUCUCUUUCUUGGAAAUAAAUGAAUAAACCCUGCCUCCUCUUGGCAUGUAGGGCAAUUUAUUGCAAUGCCCCCAAACACUUUUUGUCGCUUUAAUUUUUGUUAUUUGCUGUAUCAGGGGGGGAAAGCACUAUUCUCCCAUAUUUUGUGUCUUGCGCAGAAGCUGAGCUGAAGGCCAAGGAGGUAAGCCCAGGUCUGGAGGCCUCUGCCCAACACCCAGCGUCCGAGGAGGCUCCCCUGGGAGGAGAGCAGAGGAUGGAGAAGGAGGGAGGGUCUUGCAGUACCCCCGGCACAGAAGGGGGAGCAGAGGCGCCUGCCGUGGGCCUGGGGGAGCCGAGAGAAGCAGCGGAAGCCGGGCCUGAAGAGCCAAGCCAGGUGGCGGAAGGGGGAGCAGGGCAGGAUGCGGCCAAGGCAGUGGAAGAGAGCCAUACGCCAAGCCAAGCCGCCGUGGCAGGAGGGGAAGGGAGCCACGAAAGCCCACCAAGCUCCCAGCAGAAGCACCUUGAACUUCAGCAGAGCCUCAGCUGCCCAGCACACCUGCCCAGGUAAUGCUUCUCUCUCGUACAGCCUUUAUUAAUGCAUUGAUGUACGAAAAUAUUUGUUUCUAAAAAUAUAUAUAUCAAAGCGGUUUGCAGCAAUGAAGCCAUAAAAAAGUUGAAAGCAUUGUUAGGUGGGCUUCCCCAAGUCCCCCCUAUCUGAUUUUCAUUUUACCUCAUCUUUAGCAGUUUGCAUAUAUCAUAAUUUCUAACCAUUUUUUAAAAUCACACUUACUUUAGCCAUAAAACUCUUCACUUGCAAAUAAUACUAUUUUAAAAUACACUAUCUUCUGCUUCUAACCCUGCAGCCUAAAUCCACUUCCAAAGCUAUUCUAAGAUUUAAAUAUUAACAUUUUUUUUCAAAUAUUCCUUAAACUUCUUCCAAUCUUCUUCCACCGUCUCUUCUCUCUGGUCUCGGAGUCUCCCGGUCAGUUCGGCAAGUUCCAUAUAGUCCAUCAUAGAAAAAAUAAGGAUAAGAAUCUGUUUCUAUUGUUUGUUUUCCUGUUUGUGCUGUUUAUUUGUGUUAUAAAAUGAAUAUAAAAUUUUGGGGGGGAAAGUUAAAAGCAGACAUUGUUUUAUUUUAUUGUUUUCACUUAUAUGCAAGAAGCAACCAUCAAUAUUCAGCAAUGGCCACCACCAGCAGCAGCUAUAAAAGCACCAAAGGUCUAUUUAAUUUCAUUUAACUUUUAAGUGAUUUCGGUUUUUAAGACAAAGGUUGUCCACAAGACAAAGGUAUCAUUCCACAUUCCUCCUUUGUCCUUAAGGUCCACAAAUGACAACACUUUGGAGGUCCCAAGUCUCAAGGGGGUUAGAUUGGUCUCCACUAGGGCCAGGGCCUUUUCAGUACUGGCCCCGACUUGGUGGAACGCUCUGCCCAAGAGACUAGGGCCUUGUGGGACUUGACAUCUUUCCGCAGGGCCUGCAAGACAGCUGUUCCGCCUGGCCUUUGGUUUGGACUCAGGCUGACCCUUAUGUUGGCCUCCCCUUAAGGUUUUGAUCUGUGGACUACUAUUAAAAUGAAGCUCCAUUUUAAAUUGUAUUUUAACCUGUAUUUUAAAUUGGUUUUUUUAAAAAAAUUCUCCCCCCCCCCAUUAUGUUUUUAUUGUAAUUUUACUGGUGUUAGCCGCCCUGAGCCCGGCUCUGGCUGGGGAGGGCGGGGUAUAAAUAAAUUAUUAUUAUUAUGUUGUUGUUGUUGUUGUCACGUGUCCUCAGUUGCCGUUAACCAUGUUCUAUCCAUGUUGAAUAUGUAAUAAAACCAUACCUGAGAUAGCUCAGUCAGUAGAGCCUGCUAAUCUCCAGGAUGAGCCUCAUAUUGGUAAAAAAAUUCCUGUAUUACAAGGGGUUUGACUAGAUGACCCUGGUGGUCCCUUCCAGCUCUGAUUCUUUCUUUGGAAUGCAGUGAUGUUAUUCAUAAUUGCCUGGCAGAAUAGAAAAGUUUUCAGCAGGCGUUUAGAAGUUGGCACAGAAGACAGGUGCUGAAUCUCUAGUGGCAGAGAGUUCCACAGGGCUGUGAUGAUGGGACUAAAGCCGUGAUUUCUUGCUGUUGCCAAGUGAGUCUCACCAUCUCGGGGAGCGACGCUCCUGAAAAUGAUCUCUGCACUUGAGAUUCCCAGCAGGUGGUUUUCAGAGACAUAAUGCCUCCGAUGGUGGAGGCAGAACACAGCCAUCCUAAGAAAAAGCAGGACAUUCCAGGAUCGAAUGAGAAACUGGGACGGCUUCUGUAAAUCUGGGAUUGUCCCUGGAAAAUAGGGACACUUGUAGGGUCUAAGUGUGUGCUGCAAAUCUCAGCUGGGGAGACAUCAAAUGAAGAUGAAAGCUGGACUGAUCAGGACAGGAAAAAGGAAGUCUUUCUUCAUGCAGCACAGAGUUAAAACGGUGGAACUCACUGCCACAGGAGGCAGGGAUGGCCACCAACCUGGAUGAGUUAAUAAUAAUAAUAAUAAUAAUUAUUAUUAUUAUUAUUAUUUAAUUUUUUUUAUUAUUUAUAUCCCACCCUCCCCAGCCGAAGCUGGGCUCAGGGCGACUAACAACAAUAAAACAGGACAACAGUACAACACAACACAACACUCUAAAAUCAUUCAUUAUAAAAUUAAGUCAAAUCAAGCCACUGGCAACCAUUGGGCCAGAGCUCCGCGAAGAUUGCCUAGGGAGGGAGUCAGGCUGUGCCCUGACCAAAGGCCUGGUGGAACAGCUCUGUCUUGCAGGCCCUGCGGAAAGAUGUCAAGUCCCGCAGGGUCCUAGUCUCUUGGGACAGAGUGUUCCACCAGAUCGGAGCUACGGCCGAAAAAGCCCUGGUUCUGGUUGAGGCCAGCCUAACCUCCCUGUGGCCUGGGAUCUUCAGGAUGUUUUUAUUUGCAGACCGUAAAUUUCUCUGUGGGGCAUACCAGGAGAGGCGGUCCCGUAGGUACGAGGGUCCUAGGCUGUAUAGGGCUUUAAAGGUUAAAACCAGCACCUUAAACCUGAUCCUGUACUCCACCGGGAGCCAGUGCAACUGGUAUAGCACCGGGUGAAUGUGAUCUCGCAGUGAGGACCCUGCAAGGAGUCUCGCCGUGGCAUUCUGCACCCGCUGGAGUUUCUGGGUCAGUCUCAAGGGCAGCCCCACGUAGAGCGAAUUACAAUAAUCCAAUACAAUAAAAGAGGAUUAGACAAGUUCGAGGAGGAGGAAAGGGAACCCACCUGCUCUCAGCAGCCAGAACAUCAUAACCAGACACUGGAGAGACCUGUCAGGAGUAAGCAUGGACCAGUGGUAUCAAAUAGUACAGUGGUACCUCGGGUUAAGAACUUAAUUCAUUCUGGAAGUCCAUUCUUAACCUGAAACUGUUCUUAACCUGAGGUACCACUUUAGCUAAUGGGGCCUCCCACUGCCGCCACGUGAUUUCUGUUCUCAUCCUGAAGCAAAGUUCUGAACCCGAGGUAUUAUUUCUGGGUUAGCGGAGUCUGUAACCUGAAGCGUCUGUAACCCGCGGUACCACUGUAUGGGAAACAGCCUUAUUAGAAAAACUAACCAACAAACUGAAACUGACACGGGGGCAAAUAGAAGAAGACGCCUUCACCCCAGUUUCGUUCCCCUUUAUCACAUACACAGCCAGCAACAAGAACCCGCCAACAGCGUCCGAAUCAAUGUGGCUAACCUGAUCCAAAAACACACACCCACCCACAAAAAAAACAAAUUUCACUACAGCCAACCAAAGACAACCAACCACACCCUAAGCCACCCCCAACCUCUCUCACCACCAAGGAAUAAUACUGUAAUAAUAAUUUAAUAAUAUUUAAUUUAAUAAUAAUAUUUAAUUUAAUAAUAAUUUAUUACUUACACCCCACCCCUCUGGCCGGGCUCCCCCAGCCACUCUGGGCGGCUCCCAACAGGAUAUUAAAAACACAAUAAAAGAAAAAACUUCCCUAAACAGGGCUGCCUUCAGAUGUCUUCUAAAAGUCUGGUACAGUGGUGCCUCGCAAGACGAAAUUAAUCCGUUCCGCGAGUGUCUUCGUCUAGCGGUUUUUUCGUCUUGCGAAGCAACCCUAUUAGCGGCUUAACGGAUUAGCGCUAUUAGCGGUUUAGCAGCUAUUAAAGACUUAAAGGCUUAGCGGAUUAGCUGCUAAAAGGCUAUUAAAGGCUUAGCGGAUUAGAUAAAGGGGGGGAAAAGCGAAAAAAAAUCUCAAGACUCGCAAGACAUUUUCGUCUUGCGAAGCAAGCCCAUAGGGAAAUUCGUCCUGCGAAGCAACUCAAAAACGGAAAACCCUUUCGUCUAGCGGGUUUUCCGUCUUGCGAGGCAUUCGUCUUGCAGGGCACCACUGUAGUUGUUUUUUUCUUUGACAUCUGGUGGGAGGGCGUUUAACAGGGCGGGUGCCACUACCAAGAAGGCCCUCUGCCUGGUUCCCUGUAGCUUUGCUUCUCGCAGUGAGGGAAGCACCAGAAGGCCCUCGGAGCUGGCCCUCAGUGUCCGGGCAGAACGAUGGGGGUGGAGACGCUCCUUCGGGUAUACAAGACCAAGGUCUUUUAGGGCUUUCAAGGUCAGCACCAACACUUUGAAUUGUGCUCAGAAACGUACUGGGAGCCAAUGUAGGUCUUUCAAGACCGGUGUUAUGUGGUCCUAGCGGCUGCUCCCAGUCGCCAGUCUGGCUGCCGCAUUCUGGAUUAAUUGCAGUUUCUGGGUCACCUUCAAAGGUAGCCCCACGUAGAGCGCAUUGCAGUAGUCCAAGCGGGAGAUAACUAGAGCAUGCACAACUCUGGCAAGACAGUCUUUGGGCAGCUAGGGUCACAUACACUAAGUAGAAUAAUAGAAGCAUUGCCACCCCACCCCACUCACCAUUCCCCCUCCCCCUCUUUCCCCCUUUUUUUCCUAACCUAACAUUGUAUGUAACACUAAAUAAUAAUUAUUAAUAAUAAUAAUAGGAGGAGGAGGAGGAGAGGGCUUUCGAAGGCUGUUAGCCAUGCUGGCUGUGCUCUGCAUCCACAAUUGGAGGCAGCAAAUGUUUCUGAAUCCCAGUUGCUGGAAACCGCAGGAGGGGAGAGGGGUCUUGUGUUCGAAUCCUGCUUGCGGGCUUCCCAUAACGGGCAUCUAGGUUGGCCAAAGUGAGAAUAGGAGGCUGGACUAGAUAGGGCCAGCUGCUGUAGCAGCUUCUCCUUUCAUGUUCUCCUCUUCUGACGUUUCAGCCUAGCAGAUAUUCCGGAAGAGGCUCCGGCUGAUCUCAAAGAGCCGACUCCUCAGGACCCGGCGGCUCCCACCCACAAAGCGGACCCGCCACCCCCUGGGGAAGCCAAGGAGGCCCCCCCUGAUUCGGCGCAGGCCCCAGCAGCGGCAGAGCAAGCGGGCCCAGCGGAUCAAGGAGAAAGGACCUUGGCCGAACCCGCUCCCUUAGCCCCAGGGGCCACAACUCAGGAUGCUGGUGAGCCCAGUAUUUCCGCAGCGCAGCCGCCGUCGGAAGGAAGCGAGACCGCAGCAACCCCUGCAGAGGUUCCGGAUACCCCAACCAGCCCGUACCUCACCCCGGACUUUGGCAAAGAGGACCCGUCCCUGAUUUUGGGUAAGGCCAUCGAGGCCUCUGGCUUUGCGGGGCCAGCAGAACGAGCCUGGUCCAGACGGAGGGAAUAGGAGUGAGGGGCAGGGGGCCAGAACAGCUCCCUUUUUUAAAAAAAGGAAGAAAUGAAAUGUAAGUUGUUCAUCCUUUAGGCCCAGGGGUCAGCAAACUUACCACGCCUCAGACCGGUGUUUCCAGCGCCGAUCGCGCGGUGGGCACUGGAGCGCAUGCCCAUACGCGUGCGCACACACGAUUUCCGGCGCACUUCUGGGUCGGAGGAGCACUGGAAAUAGCUUGUGCGCAUGUGCACGAGCCUCCCCCGACCCGGAUGUGCACCGGAAAUAAUGCUUGCGCAUGCACAAAUAAUGCUUGCGCAUUCGCAUAAGCUAUUUCCGGUGCUCCUCUGACCCGGAAGUGGGCAGCAGGGCAGUGCUGGUAAGAGUGGGUGUUGGCAGCGGGCGGUAGGGGUUGCUGCAGGCUGGAUAAACGUGUCCCUCGGGCCUUAUCCGGCCCGCGGGCCUUAGUUUGGGGACACCUGCUUUAGGCUGUGCCUGGCUUCAUCUCAGGGAGAGGGUGGGAUUUCCCCCCCCCCAGGCUGCUUCUUCAGCCUGCCAAAUGGGUGGGCCGGCCCUGGUUGUGCAAAGGGAUGCCUUUUCGGCACCGUCCCGGUUCCCUGCAGCAGACUGUUACUUGAAAACAAAGCACUUUGCACAGGUAAUGAUAUUAUUAUUAUUAUUAUUAUUAUUAUUUAUAUCUCCCCGCCCAUCUGGCUGGGUUUCCCCAGCCACUCUGGGCGGCUUCCAACAAAGUAUUCAAAUACAGUAAUCCAUCAAACAUUAAAAGCUUCCCUAAACAGGUCUGCCUUCAGAUGUCUUCUAAAAGUCUGGUAGUUGUUGUUCUCUUUGACAUCUGGUGGGAGGGCGUUCCACAGGGCGGGUGCCACUACCGAGAAGGCCCUCUGCCUGGUUCCCUAUAACUUGGCUUCUCGCAGCGAGGGAACCGCCAGAAGGCCCUCAGAGCUGGACCUCAGUGUCUGGGUGGAACAGUGGGGGUGGAGACGCUCCUUCAGGUAUGCUGGACCGAGGCUGUUUAGGAUCCAUACUAAAAUGGAUUAAAACUCGCAUCAACUGGUGGGAUGCCUCAGCUCCUUGUUUGCCCAACAUGUGGCCCUCAUUUGCUCCAGGGUUGCGCUGUUGCUGACCACCGCGGCCUCAUAGGAUCUCCUGAGCAGCUGGUGCCUUUGGCUGCGGUUUUGCUGAGCCCCAGAGCUUGAAGAUUGCAGGGCAGGAGGAAAGUUUGCCUUGUUCCCUGAUCCACCUGGCAUGCGCUCCCUCCCUCCCUCUCUGGCAUGCGGAGAAAAGCUCCUUUCCAUGAGUUAAGCAGGCUGGCAGGGCGAGGGACCGGGGCGCAUGUUGUUGAGAUCGCUCUCCCCGCUGUGACAGAUGGGACGUGUCUUGUGGCUGGGUGACCUUGCAGUGGGGUUGGGAGGGAGGGAGUGUGGGGUGUGUGCAAGGCAAAAUGUGGCAAGUGGGUGAGGUUAAGGGGCAGAGGCGGGUUGGCAGGGCAGCAAUGGAAGUGGAGGACGAUUGUGUGUUGUCUGUUGGGGAGCGAUCACCAGGUGGGUUUUGUCCUGGGCUGAGCAUUCGCUAGGCACCUGCAGUUUUCGUGUGCCAAGGGCAGGAUCUGCAGAAUCUUCCAUCUCCAAGUCAAAUGAAACAACUGAAUCUCAAGUUUCUAGUCCUUAUGAAAAGAAAUGUUCGAAGGCCCAAUGAAAGUGCAGGGGAGUUCAGGCAGACAGUGCUGUGUUGUCCACUCCUCCUUUCUUUCUCAUGGAGACCUCGGGACCUGAACCAGGAGGCCAGUGUCUCAGGGAUGGGUCAAAACAGUGAUGGGACAUGCGCAGAAGGCCGCACUCCCUGGCGUCUCCAGGAAGGCCUGGGACAACCUCUCUGUUGGAGACCCUGGAGAGCCAUUGCAAGGCAGGAUAGAUCUGAGAUGGACUGACUUCAAGCUUGCAUGAUCCGAUCAGAAGGUCGGCGGUUCGAAUCCCAGCGACGGGGUGAGCUCCUGUUGCUCGGUCCCUGCUCCUGCCAACCUAGCAGUUCGAAAGCACGUCAAAGUGCACGUAGAUAAAUAGGUACCGCUCCGGUGGGAAGGUAAACGGCGCUUCCGUGCGCUGCUCUGGUUCGCCAGAAGCAGCUUAGUCAUGCUGGCCACAUGACCUGGAAGCUGUACGCCGGCUUCCUCGGCCAAUAAAGCGAGAUGAGCGCUGCAACCCCAGAGUCAGCCACGACUGGACCUAAUGGUCAGAGGUCCCUUUACCUUUACCUUUAGCUAGAACUUCUGAGCUCCACCAGUAAGUGCAAAAUAUUGCCUUUGAACUGAUAACAGACAGACACCCAGGAUAAAGGAGCAGCGUGCAUCCAAGCACAUUUUCAGCCCAGGAAUUAGUUUGCGGCACUAGAACUGAACCCUCAGUCCUUUCUCACACAAAAUUAAUUCCUAAUUUGCCCCCAGAGUUUCUUUGCUUUGGCAGGGGAGGGCAGGCAGCUGUGAGGGAUGCUGUUGCUGUUGUUUAACAACCUGGGAAAUGAAGAUUGACGGUUGGUUAGUACAGCAUUCUGCACUUUGGGGUCCCGAGAUGUUGUUGGACUACAAGUCCCAUAGUCCCUGGCCAUUUGCCGAAUUGGCUGGAGAUGAUGGGAGUUGUAGUCCCACAAUGUCUGAGGACCCAAGGUUGGAGAACGUAGAUCUAGUAUGAUGCAGAUAUUGACCAGUAAAUCCCAACCUACCUUCUGCCCAUGCCUGGUGGAGAUAAUAUUGAACUAAGUGGGCCAGGGGCAGGGCCAGAUUUAGGUUUGAUGAGGCCCUCAGCUACUGAAGGUAAUGGGGCCCUUUAUAUGUCCAGCUGUGCUUUGCCAACAACAAAUUGUCGCUGGUUUUUUUGUGUUGAAUAUAUGUUCUAUGGUAAUUUAUGGGCCUAAUAGGUAUCUAAAGCCAUUUACACAUAACAGAAUAUGUAUUUUAUCAAAGUAACUGUUGAACUGAAAUACAAUUAAGAAGAAGUAUAUUAAUAGUGAAAUAAUUAUGAAGCUUAACAUAAAAUGAUUGGGGGCCCAUUACUUACAUCAUAGGAGCCUACACAACACAAAACACUGUUGCUGUAUGUAGGUUUUUUUUGUUUUGUUUUUUAUCUUUUAUUUUGGAAAUGUACAUCCAGGUUUUUUUUCUUUAAAUUUUUUGGGGGCCAAGGGAGUGCGGCCCUAAGCUAUAGCUUGUUUAGCUUAUACGUAAAUCCAGCACUGGGGACACGGGUGGCGCUGUGGGUUAAACCACAGAGCCUAGGACUUGCCGAUCAGAAGGUCGGCGGUUCGAAUCCCCAUGAUGGGCUGAGCUCCCGUUGCUCAAUCCCUGCUCCUGCCAACCUAGCAGUUCGAAAGCACGUCAAAGUGCAAGUAGAUAAAUAGGUACCACUCUGGCGGGAAGGUAAACGGCGUUUCCGUGUGCUGCUCUGGUUUGUCAGAAGCGGCUUAGUCAUGGUGGCCACAUGACCCGGAAGCUGUACUAGGCCCCUAGGCCAAUAAAGCGAGAUGAGCGCCGCAACCCCAGAGUCGGCCAUGACUGGACCUAAUGGUCAGGGGUCCCUUUACCUUUACCUUUAAGUAUAUAAGAGCCUGCUGGGCCAGACUGAUGCACCAAUGCCCAUCAUGGGGAUUCGAACCGCUGACCUUCUGAUAGGCAAAUCCUAGGCUCUGUGGUUUAACCCACAGCGCCACCCGUGUCCCCUCUUAUAUUCUUACUCCCAGCCUAAACACUGGAAAUAGAAUGAUUUUUCUCAGUUUCUGUGCGAUUCCAGCCGACCUUCCCCAGAGAGAUCUCUUUUUCCUCAUUGCCUAAUGAGCCGAAUCUUGCAAUCCUUUUUUCCUGCAUGGUUACCAUCCAUGCAUUGGCAUAUGAAUGUGUCUAAAUACUAAACGAGGUGCCCUGUCUGUAGCACAGCUUCCAGCGUUUUUAGGAACAUACGAAUCUGCCUUCUACUGAGCCAGACCUCCACUCCCAUCGUUCCGCCUGGACACUGAGGUCCAGCGCCGAGGGCCUUCUGGCAGUUCCCUCCCUGCGAGAAGCCAAGUUACAGGGAACCAGGCAGAGGGCCUUCUCGGUAGUGGCACCCGCCCUGUGGAACGCCCUCCCACCAGAUGUCAAAGAGAAGAACUACCAGACUUUUAGAAGACAUCUGAAGGCAGCCCUGUUUAGGGAAGCUUUUAAUGUUUAAUAGGUUAUUGUAUUUCAACAUUCUGUUGGAAGCAGCCCAGAGUGGCUGGGGAAACCCAGCCAGAUGGGCGGGGUAUAAAUAUUAUUAUUAUUAUUAUUAUUAUUAUUAUUAGUCCAGGCAGCUCAGUGCUAUCUACAAUGAGUCACCGUGGUUCCCCAGGGUUUCAUAUAGGGGACCACCCCUCCACCAACAGCCCUGCCGGGAGAUGCCAGUGAUUGAACCCAAAAUCUCCUGCAAGAAAUGUGGUCCCUCUGCGACUGAGCUUCAGGCGUUCUCCCUGAUGAGCACCUGAAUUCAUAGAAUUGUAGAGUUGGGAUCCCCAGGGGUCAUCUAGUCCAACCCCCCUACAAUGCAGAAAUGUCAGCUAACGCCCCCAGGGCAGAUGAUCACCCAACCUCUGCUUAAAGCAGGCAUAGGCAAACUCGGCCCUCCAGAUGUUUUGAGACUACAAUUCCCAUCAUCCCUGACCGCUGGUCCUGUUAGCUAGGGAUGAUGGGAGUUGUAGUCCCAAAACAUCUGGAGGGCCGAGUUUGCCUAUGCCUGGCUUAAAGACCUCCGAGGAAGGAGAGUCCACAACCUGCAGCCCAGCUCAAGCUAAGCAGCAUCUUGAGGAAGGGAGCAGUUUCGAUUGGGAAAACAGCUAAGACCUUGGGUUGCACCCGUGGCCAAGAUGGUUUUGGCCCCAGCCUGGAUACGUCUUGGAGCAAAGAUGAAACCCCUUUAAAGCCCUUCACGGCCUAGGACCCUCAUACCUACGGGACCGCUUCUCCCGGUAUGCCCCGCGGAGGACCUUAAGGUCCAUAAAUAGUAGCACCCUAAAGGUCCCGGGCCCUAAGGAAGUCAGAUUAGCCUCAACCAGAGCCAGGGCCUUUUCUACACUGGCUCCUGCCUGGUGGAACGCUCUGUCUCAUGAGACCAGGGCCCUGCAGGAUCUGAUUUCUUUCCGCAGGGCCUGUAAGACAGAGUUGUUCUGCCUGGCCUUUGGCUUGGAAUCAACUUGAUCCCCUCCCCCUCUUUCCUUUUUUCCUUUCUUCUUCUGUGAUGGAACUCCUAUCUGGGGACUUCCCUGGCUUUUUUCUGGCCCACGUAGGACCAGUCUGGAUAGCUGGCCUUGGUGAAGACUUGACGUUUUCAUCCCCAAAAAGUUUUUGAUUCAGUUCCACUGAAAUGAGGCUGCAUUUUAAUCUUGUUUUUAAGUUGUAUUUUAAUCAAUUGUUUUUUACCUGGUGUUAGCCGCCCUGAGUCUUGGUUGGGGAGGGCGGGGUAUAAAUAAAAUUUAUUAUUAUUAUUAUUAUUAUUAUUAUUAUUAUUAUUAUUAUUGCUAGUCGGCAAGGCGCCAUCCCUCAUGCUGCUGCCCAGAUGCACCAUCCCCAUUUCGCCAGUAGGGGUCGCCCUCUGCACAUGCCUUGGGGAAGCACUGCUGCGUACAGAAUUGUCACCAUCAGCUGUGAAUCCUGGCCAUGGCAAUUUCCAUCGGUGGCUGGACUGCGUUUCUCCCCCAGGUGCACAAGCCUGGCCAGGGUGUGUGGAGGUCCUGGGCUGCCCAGAGGACAAGAUCCGCUCCCCCUCUCAGCCCCACCAAUGUUGCCCUAAGCAAAGCAGAGCAAGAUGUUUGGCUGCAGGAGUUGCAGGAAGGACCAGCCAUGCAGCCUGUGGAUUUGUGUAGAGUUUCCUUAACCUUUCUUUCUUCCGAAAAUGUCCCACAAGGCAGCGGGUACAGAUUUUCCUUGGGGCUUACUUUCAUUUAAAAAUUUUUUUUUUUUUUGGUUUUACAAAUUUAUUCACAUUCAAAAUCACAAAUGAAAAAAAUUACAAGAAGAUUCUUCCGUAUCUUUAGACUUCCCUCCUCCCCUCCAUGGGUUCUUUAGUUAACUUUUUCAACUGCAUAUUGUAAAUCACUCUGGCUUUUCAGUUCUCCGUUGUGUCCAAAGUCUAUGUAACAUUACAAGAAACAAACAAACAAAUUCCUUCCUAUAGCACCUGGACGAAAAUAAGUUUGUUAUUGGUAUGAGCUUUUGUGCGCAUGCACAUAUUACAAGAGUUAUUUCAAACCUGCUAAAGAGUUCAAAUGUUGUCUCUCAAGUAUAAUAUAAAUUUCCCUAUUCUUUAUUGAAGUUUUGAUCCUUUUGGUUUCUAAUUUUCCUGCUCAUUCUUGCCAUCUCUGCAUACUCCAACAGCUUAGUACAUAGUACAGUUCCUAACAAAAAGGCUUCUCUUUUUUGUACUUUCAAAGCCUUUCUCAUGAAUGAGUAUAGCCACAAGGCAGCUAUAUUACAGGAUAGUGGAUCUUAUAGCAUAGUAUAUGAGCCUGUUCUACUGAUGAAGCCUAGGAUGGCAAAACAAGGCUAAUAUUCCGGAAAUCCUUGUCUUAGACUCCAUGAAAGGAUUCUGUGGAACUGUAACAACUCUUCAUGUAGAUUAUUGGACUCUUUGAACAGACAGGUGGAAUAGACACUUAUACAUGUAUGGACCUUAUGCAUGAACUGACUAGAGAAUGAACUGAUCGACUGGGAUUUUUUCUGUUGAACUUUAUGAGACUUCCAUUGAAAUCUACAUUUUUUUUUCCGCUCUCUAAAUUUUUUAUUAAAGUUUUAAACAACAAAGAAAGAAAAGAAAAACAUACACAAUACAUAUAACAAAAGCACAAAAAAAGGAAAAAAAAGCAAGAUUCAACAAUAAAAGUACAAAAAAUAAAACAAUUAAAAACAAUAUCUCUUUUCCAUUUCCGUUUUUUAGUUACUUAUUUUCUGGACUUCCUCAUACCUCCCUCUUUUGUAUUCCAAAUCCAAAUUAUUUGUCCAGCAGUUUCUUUUCCACUUUUUUAAUCCCAAUCUUUAACUUUAAUAAAAUAUUGAAAUAUAUAACUUCAAUUUUUUAAACCUGAUCUUUAGUCUUAGUAUCAUAUAACGUUAAAAUUUUCCCUCUUAAUGUCAAAUUUCCAUUUCUUUAAACAUCUUUAAUCCUAAUCUUUAAUCUUAGUCUAUCAUUAACUUUAACCUGUACAGCACGAAACCGCUUAUUUUCAGUCCAACAUCACUCUAACAUUCUUUAAUUUUGCAAUGUUUCUGAAGAUAGUCUUUAAAUUUCUUCCAAUCUUCCUCCAUCGACUCUUCUCCCUGGUCACGGAUUCUACCAGUCAUUUCCGCCAAUUCCAUAUAGUCCAUAAGUUUCAUCUGCCAUUCCUCCAGCGUAGGAAGUUCUUGUGUCUUCCAAUACUUUGCGAUAAGUAUUCUUGCUGCUGAUGCUGCAAACAUAAAGAAAGUUCUAUCCUUUUUUAACACCAUUUGGCCGACUAUGCCCAGGAGAAAGGCCUCUGGUUUCUUAGGGAAGGUAUACUUAAAUACCUUUUUUAAUUCAUUAUAUAUCAUUUCCCUCUAUCAAAUUGUAGAUUUCAAAUGAAAUGGGAAAUGAAAUCUACAAUUUGAUAGAGUGAAUAGUAUACCUUAUUUAUUCAAAAGUACAGCCGGUUACGUCUUGUGUGUUUUUUGAGACAGCUUCUAGGAGCCAUGGAGGAGAGCUGGCUGCAGGGCGGGAGCCCCAGGUGGAUGAAUGAAUUAGCCCAGUGGUUUUUCUUUUGUUUUAACCCCUGCCUCUCUCUUCCAGAUGACACUCCCCCUCCACCUGCUCCCUUCACCCAUCGCAUUGUCCAGCUGAGAACGGCGGAGUUCAAAGACACCUACAGCAUCAACACCAAGGAGAUGCUGGGAGGGUGAGGCCUGGCGGCAGGGGGGUGGGAGGAAGAGGGUGCCAAAUCGUUCGCUCUUCCAGUGACAUAAUUGUGGGAAUGCUCAGGGUGGCAGGAGAGGAUAUUUUGUUUGUUAAUAUCCUUCCUAACUUGCGCUAGCAAGUUCUAUUCCUUAGCAGAGUUUUACAGUUCCCCUUUUAAACGCACAGCAGAUAGCUGGUUGCAGGUUUGUGUAAGCCUCUCAUUAUUAAGUUCCUGGUAAGUUCCCUUAAAGGUAAAGGGACCCCUGACCAUUAGGUCCAGUCGUGGCCGACUCUGGGGUUGCAGCGCUCAUCUCGCUUUAUUGGCCGAAGGAGCCGGCGUACAGCUUCCGGGUCACGUGGCCAGCAUGACUAAGUCGCUUCUGGCGAACCAGAGCAGUGCACGGAAACGCCAGAGCGGUACCUAUUUAUCUAUUUGCACUUCAUGCUUUUGAACCGCUAGGUUGGCAGGAGCAGGGACCGAGCAACGGGAGCUCAUCCCGUCGCGGGGAUUCGAACUGCCAACCUUCUGAGCAGCAAGCCCUAGGCUCUGUGGUUUAGACCACAGUGCUACCCGCGUCCCAUUAAGUUCCCUUAUGUCCCUCUUAAAAGAAUAAACAUGCCACAAUCUUGUUUAAAGUACAGUGGAUGCUCAGGUUGCGAACAUGAUCUGUGCGGGAUGCACGUUCACAACCCGCAGCAUUUGCAACCCGCAUCUGCAUGUCUGCGCAUGCGCGGGUUGCAAUCCGGCGCUUCUGCGCAUGCACAAAGUGCAAUUUAGCGCUUCUGUGCAUGUGCAACCGCUGAAACCUGGAAGUAAGCUGUCUCCGGUACUUCCAGGUUUCGGCGGUCCACAACCCGAAAAACGCAACCUGAAGCAGCUGUAACCCGAGGUAUGACUGUAUAUAAAAUAAGUUUACUCACAUCAUCAGUUCAAAGUUGGAUCCCUGAAGGCAGACUUAGUUACAAAGUACAUACAUGUGGAUCUGUGAGAUGCUCCAACAAUGGAGGGAGCCAAAGAGAGAGGUGGUGCUGUGUGCUUUGUCCCUUUUGUUACCUGGGCAGGUAAGGUCACGCCCACCUCUAGUCACAUGCAAAGGAAGGAUGUCCCAGGCUAGGAGGAAGCAGGAAGUUUUCGACUGGCUGGACCAAACAUUCCCCUGCAUGUCCACUCUAGGAAAACAAGGAAUGUCGUACUUGACUGCUACUUAUGUAUCGCAUCCCACAAUAAUUGUGACUGUUUCCAAUUUCCUGAUGGUUUUCUGCGAUAUGGAUAUUAUUUUUGAAAUAAUACACGUAAAAGAAAAUACAGCAGCCGUGGUUAAGAUUGGCAUUUGUAAAUGAAAGAGAGAAUGCUACAAUGUUUUAUAAAGUGCAGAAUAUUGAAGAAAACACACCCACCCAGCUGCAAGCCAAACCCUCUCCAGCAAUCACUAAGCAACAGACCAAUAAAGUAUUGCCUUAAAGCAGGGGUAGGCAACCUAAGGCCCAGGGGCCGGAUCCGCCCCAAUCGCCUUCUUAAUCCGGCCUGUGGACAGUCCGGGAAUCAGCAUGUUUUGACAUGAGUAGAAUGUGUCCUUUUAUUUAAAAUGCAUCUCUGGGUUAUUUGUGGGGCAUAGGAAUUCGUUCAUAUUUUUUUCUUCUUCAAAAUAUAGUCCAGCCCACCACAUGGUCUGAGGCACGGUGGACCAGCCCAGGGCUGAAAAAGGUUGCUGACCCCUGCCUUAAAGGAACACUUAGCUCAGUUGGUUAGAGCAGUGUGUUGAUAAUGCCAAGGUUGCAGGUUCGAUCCCUGUAUCCCUAUAUUCCUGCAUUGCAGAGGGUUGGACUAGAUGAUCCUUGGGUCCCUUUCAAUUCUAUCAUUCACAACACCAUCAAAUCUAGAAGUCCGGUCAUUCAUCAUUCAGAUCUAGAAAUCCCCAUUACUUUCUCAUGCAUGCCCUCUAGGGUUGGGGCAACUCGCUGAAAUGUUUUAAACAGUUCUAAAUUUGAUUUCUCUGUUUUGUUUUUGUUGGGCUGAUGUUGAUUAAAUGUUUAGUUGGGUUUGGUGGUUAUUAUAAUUUGGGUAUAACUGUAAACUGUUUAUUAUUGUUAUUAUUGUUGUUGGUUUCUACUGAUUUAUUGGUUUGUUUGUUGCUCGUACAGGAUAUUUUGUUUCUUAAUGUUUGAUGCGUUAUGUUUUUAUAUGUGUUGCAAGUUGCCCAGAGCGGCUGGGGAAACCCAGCAAGAUGGGCGGUAUAUAAAUUAAAAUAUUAUUAUUAUUAUUAUUAUUAUUAUUAUUAGAAAGAACUGUAAUGAGAGGUUUGUUGUUACCAAGCCAUCAUUGCACACAGUGCGUGAAAGGCAAAAGCGUCUUUGCCCCAAGGAGUUUACAAUCCAGAAAGAUAAUUGGUGGUGGUGGUGAAACAGAAAGGGGAAAGUGAGGGUGAGGAGGAAGGGAUAAACGUCAUCCAUUCUUGCAGUUGGGAAUGAGGCUUCAUGGGAAAAGUGAGCUUUUUAGUGCUUUGGAGGAACUUUGGAAAGAAUUCAUAAUUCUCAGGGCCUGCCUUUCUCUUUCCCUCCACAGGGGGAAGUUUGGAGAAGUCCGUACGUGUGCAGUGAAGGAGACGGGCCUCAAGCUGGCCGUGAAAAUUAUUAAGAAGCAGGGGCCGAAAGACAGGGUAGGUGCCCUCUGGUGUGCUGCAACAUGUAGCAAUGCACGCAACACCUUUUCUGCGCCGGUCUUUGUGCUGGGUUUUCCUGCACGGCUGCCCUGCUAAGUUUAGUUCAGGUUUGUGAAACUCAUUCAUCAAUUCGUCCGGCCGAAAUGAGGACCAAAGCGACGGACGUGCAAAAUAACGUAAGAACAGUGCAAAUUUACUAAAAGGUGUUUUGUCAGCGCUUGUGCAACAGAGCCUCCCCUACUCCUCCUCACGCCCUGGGCAUUUCCCAAACCUGCUGGGCCUGGAGGUUAACCCGAGCAACGCGGUCCAGGUCCGGUCCCGAAUCCAAGGUUUCCACGAGGAGUCAGUCCAACAGGGCCAAGGCAGGAAACCAGGCUAGGUCAGGCACAGGGUCCCAGGCAGGUUCUAGCAAACAGCAAUGUUGCUCCCGCAACCUGGGGCAGGGUCCGACAGCCUUUUAUCUUUGUCGGGGUAGCGGCCGGUCCUGAUCCCCCGGCGACUCACCUCCCUGUUUCGCCCUAAGGCGAGCACUCCUCCUGCGAGUACUCAGGUCUCUCCUUCUCUCAGACCUCAGUCUCUGCAGCUCUGGAGACGUCGGUGGGUUAAAGACCCAGAGGCAGCCUCAGCCUCCCCUGACCCAACCGGUAGUGGAGCAGCGGUAAGUGAUGGCUCAGCUGAAGGCAACGAGGUUGAAAUAAUAUACUCGGAGUUGAGAGUGGAUUUCAUGCUCUUUAUUCAGCUCAUAGUGGUGAGGAGGAAUGGAAGUUCCCCCAGAAUGUCUGCUUUAUAUACGUUAUUUACACAAUGGGCCUCACGUGAUUGGCUAAUUCCGGGAUUCACCUGUAGGCCAAUCAGGUUGUGGAUUCACUUCCACCUGGAGCUGGAUUGGGUGGCUCCUGUGGACCAAUCAGACUGCUGCAUUCUGGAUCCUAUUGGUCUAGGACCAAUCAGACUGCUGCAUUCUGAAUCCUAUUGCUCUAGGACCAAUCAGACUGCUGCCUUUUGGAUCCUAUUCAACUCAGAACAUAACAGAGGUCAUCCCCGCAUCUGGAGCCAGGGCAGGCUCAGGCCCCGGACUCAGCCCAGCUGGUGCAGGGGAACCUGUGCAGACUGGGACUCUUCAGGAUCAGGCCCCAGACUUGGCUCAGCUGCUGCCUGAGGCAGAGGAUCUGGUGCGGACUGAGACUCCUCUGGUUCUGAGUCCGAGUCCCAGGUCAUCACAUCGGGAGGGUUGGGGGAACCCCUAGAAAAGGUUUGGGGGGAAGAGAGGGGAAACUCUGUUGUGCAAGAAUAAAUCCUUGCACUGACAGGGCAUGUUAGUUGGAUAGCACCCAUGGUCUGCGCAUAGGUGGCAGCAUGGCAGAAGCGUCUCUCCUGAAGCCCACCCUUUGCCAACCUGGUGCCCUUCCUAGUUUUUGUACUGAAACGCCUGUCAGUCUCAGCUGGUGGAAGCUGUCGUUCAAAACUAUGACAUUGGCGGGGGCUGAUGGGAGUUGUGGUUCAAAAUGCCUGGAGGGUACCAGCCUGGCAAAGGCUCCCACAGCCAGCCUCCCUUCCACGCUGACCAGUUUUUGCCCCUCUAGGAGGCGGCCGAGGUGGAAAUCGACGUGAUGAAUCAGCUGAACCACAGGAACUUGAUCCAGCUAUACGACGCCAUCGAGACUCCGAAGGACAUCAUGCUCUUCAUGGAGUUGUGAGUCAUGGAGUUGCGAGGCAGGCUCUCGGUCCUCGGGCAAUCGCUGCGCUCAGGCCCGCAGUUUGAAAAGACACGACACACGAGGAAAAAUGAAUGCGGAGGGAGGAGGAGAAAAGCAAGCUCUGGCACAAGUUUAGCUGAAACAGCAUUGAUUCAUUCAAAUGAGAACAUUUGUUUCUUUCUUUUUUCCAAAUUUUUUUUAUUAAAUUUUCCACAAUUAUAACAAAUAUAACAUAAAAAGAAGAAAAAACCAUACCAAAAAACAAUACAGUACUGAAAAAGCAAAAGCAAAACAACAAUUUAGUCCCAUAUCCCUUAAAAACCCAAUUUUAUUUACAUUGUUAAUGGACUUCCCCAGAUCCCUCCCUUCUGAAUUUCAUUGUGUCUGUAUGUAACAGCUUUCCAAUAUCAUUCUUAAACUAAAAAUAUUUCCAGCAAUUAACUAUCUUAUUGUUCUUAAUCCAAUUUACUUAAUUAAAUCCUAAAUUAAUCCUAGGCCUAUUUGGCGCUUUCAAGUGACUUCUAAUUAUUUAUAUUACAAUAUUUAUUCAAAUAGUCCUUAAAUUUCUUCCAAUCUUCUUGAUAUUCCUCUUCUUUCUGGUCGCGGAUUCUUCCAGUCAGGACAUUUGUUUCAUUGGGGUGGUGACCAGCCUAAAUGGGACCUAAAUGUGGGAGGAUAUGGGAUGGCCUUUUGAUGAUGUCACAUGGAUGCUGGGAAAAUCCCACAUGCAUGAGUAGCACCCAGAAUGCACUGCCCUGAGCAUAGCUGUCAAGCGUCCCUUAUCUGGCGGGACAGUCCCUUAUCCCAGCGCCAUGUCUCGCUGCUGUCCCUUAUUGAUGAUGUCCCUUAAAUAAGCUACUGAAGGUAAUGAGGUCCUUUCUAUGUCCAGCUGUCCUUUGUCAACAACAAAUUGUUGCUGAUUUUUUUGUGUUGAAUAUAUGCUAUAUGGUAAUUUAUGGACCUAAUAGGUAUCUCAAGCCAUUUGCACGCAACAAAAUAGGUAUUUUAUCAAAGUAAUUGUUGAUCCCUUAUUUUGGCUGCUGAUCCCUUAUUUUUGAGGCUUCUUGUCCCUUAUUUUCAAAUCUGUAAGUUGACAGCUAUGGCCCUGAGGGGUUUGGGGUUCACCUGAUGGUCUAAGGCAGCCCCUGUCCUGCGUUGCAGCGUGGAGGGCGGUGAGCUCUUUGAGCGGAUCAUCGACGAGGAUUACCAGCUGACGGAGGUGGACUGCAUGGUCUUUGUGCGUCAGAUCUGUGACGGGAUCCUCUUCAUGCACCACAUGAGUGUUCUCCACCUGGACCUCAAGGUAGGAGAACAUCUCUGCCCUCCCUCAAGAAGGAGGAGGAGGAGGAGGAGGAGGGGCAAAGCUAUUGUGGGGCACAAGACCUUUGGGGCCAAACCAGCAGUUCCCGGACACUGCUUCCAUAAAUGCAUCUGCAGUAGCUCCGACGCGACCUUAUAAAAAGCAUCACUCUCAGUAGAAGUUUGCAUAACCCACUAAGGAAGAUAAAAUUCAGAAGUGCAGCAAUUAAUGGCACGCUUAUUCAAAUGCCAAUGAAAACCUAUUUAGUUGAAUUCAGCAAAAUGGAUAUAUCUGAUCCAGUGAUACCAACUUUUCAGAGUCAGAUGGGGUAUAAAUUAUUUUUUUACCGUAUUUUUCGCUGUAUAAGACGCACCAGACCACAAGACGUACCUAGUUUUUGGAGGAGGAAAACAAGAAAAAAAUAUUCUGAAUCUCAGAAGCCAGAACAGCAAAGGGAGCGCUGCGCAGUGAAAGCAGCAAUCCCUCUUGCUGUUCUGGCUUCUGGGAUAGCUGCGCAGCCUGCAUUUGCUCCAUAAGACGCACACACAUUUCCCCUUACUUUUUAGGAGGGAAAAAGUGAGUCUUAUGGAGCAAAAAAUACGGCAAUUAUACACUCCCUGCUGCCUCCUUGCCUCUUAGCGGCCCCCGCACCAUGUAAUCCCACUGCCACCCAGGGGCUCCUACUACCAACUUUGGUAAGGUAAAGGUAAAGGACCCCUGACUGUUAGGUCCAGUCGUGGAUGACUCUGGGGUUGCGGCGCUCAUCUUGCUUUACUGGCCGAGGGAGCCGGCGUACAGCUUCCGGAUCAUGUGGCCAGCAGGACUAAGCCGCUUCUGGCGAACCAGAGCAGCGCACGGAAAUGCCGUUUACCUUCCCGCCGGAGCGGUACCUAUUUAUCUACUUGCACUUUGACGUGCUUUCGAACUGCUAGGUUGGCAGGAGCAGGGACCGAACAACGGGAGCUCACCCCGUUGCGGGGAUUCGAACCGCUGACCUUCUGAUUGGCAAGCCCUAGGCUCUGUGGUUUAACCCACAGCACCACCUGCGUCCCUACCAACUUUGGUAACCACUGCGAAAAAAAGAGAUGGGCAUCAAACAGCCGUGGGUCUGCCCAGUUCCUCUGCUGCGCCAGACACAAGAUAUCUAGUUGCUCUCCGUGGGGCAGAGAGACCUUCCUGCCAUCUUCCCCAAACCUUUCCAGAUUUCAAGGGGAUCAUUUGCAGGUUCCCCACAAAGUCACUAACCGGAGGUGGUGUUUUGGGGUGGGGGGUGUUCUCUUUUCUCUCCCUCCACAGCCGGAGAACAUCUUGUGUGUGACCUCGACCGGCCACAUGGUGAAGAUAAUUGAUUUUGGACUCGCUCGAAGGUAAUGCCCAGAGCAGAGGUCAGCAAACUUACCGUGCCUCGGGCCGGGGUCUCCAGCGCCGAUCGCGCGGGGGGCAGGAGGGCAAGGGAGCGCAUGCCCAUACGCGUGCGCACACGCUAUUUCCGGCGCACUUCUGGGUCGGAGGAGCACCGGAAAUAGCUUGUGCGCAUGUGCAGGGGCCUCCUCCGACCCGGAUGUGCACCGGAAAUAACGCUUGCGCAUGUGCAAAUAAUGCUUGAGCGUGCACAAAUAACGCUUGCACAUGUGCUAAUAACGCUCGUGCAUGCGCAAAUAGUGCUUGCGCAUGCGCACAUAAUGCCUGCGCAUUCGACAUAAUUCUUGCGGCAUGUGCACAAGCUAUUUCCGGUGCUCCUCUGACACGGAAGUGGGCAGCUGCGCAGCGCAGUGCCGGUAAGAGCGUGCGACGGCAGUGGGCGGCAGGGGUCGCCGCAGGCUGGAUAAACGAGUCCCUCAGGCCUUAUCCGGCCCACAGGCCUUAGUUUGGGGACCCGUGGCGCAGAGCAUCGCCAGCCUGCACCAGCCCCCUCUCCCCUUUCCACACUCCUGACCCUGCUGUGUGCCUCUUCUGGGCACCGGGCGAGGGGAGGGCACAGGACAAAGUCCUUUCCGAAGGGAGCAGGAUCCUGGUGCUAGAUUCUUCUCUCUCUCUCUCUCACCUUCCCAGAUACAACCCCAGAGAGAAGCUGAAAGUGAACUUUGGCACCCCCGAGUUCCUGUCUCCGGAGGUGGUGAGCUACGAACAAGUCUCCUACACAACGGAUAUGUGGAGCAUGGGGGUGAUCACCUACAUGCUGUGAGUUGAGGGGAAGGGUUGCCUUUGGAAUCAGGCACUUUGAUAAUAAUAAUAAUUUAUUAUUUGUACCCUGCCCAUCUGGCUGGGUUUCUCCAGCCACUCUGGGUGGCUCACAAUAGAAUAUUAAAAACAUGAUACGACAUCAAACAUUAAAAACUUCCCUGAACAGGGCUGCCUUCAGAUGUCUUCUAAAAGUCAGGUAACAGUAGUACCUCGUUUGAGUCCGCCCCGUUUAGUGUCCAUUUCGUGGAACGUCAACAGCAAACCCGGAAGUACAGUGGUACCUCGGGUUACAUACGCUUCAGGUUACAGACUCCGCUAACCCUGAAAUAGUACCUCAGGUUAAGAACUUUGUUUCAGGAUGAGAACUGAAAUCGUGUGGUGGCGGCAGUGGGAAGCCCAUUAGUUAAAGUGGAACCUCAGGUUAAGAACAGUUUCAGGUUAAGAACGGACCUCCAGAACGAAAAGUUCUUAACCCGAGGUACCACUGUACCGGAACAGGUUACUUCCGGGUUUGCUGCUCGCGCACGUGCAAAAGCGCAAAACCGCUCAAGCAUGUGCGCAGAGCGGCACUUUGUCAAGCAUCUGGGGCUCCGGAAUGGAUCCCAGACUCAAAACGAGGUACCACUGUAGUCGUUUAUUUCCUUGACACCUCAUGGGAGGGCAUUCCACAGGGUGGGUGCCACCACUGAGAAGGCCCUCUGCCUGGUUCCCUGUAACUUGGCUUCUCUCCGUGAGGGAACCGCCAGAAGGCCCUCGGAGCUGGACCUCAAUGUCCGGGCAGAACAAUAGGGGUGGAGGCGCUCCUUCAGAUAUACUGGACCGAGGCUGUUUAGGGCUUUAAAGGUCAGCACCAACACUUUGAAUUGUGCUUGGAAACGUAGCGGGAGCCAAUGUAGGUCUUUCAGGACUGGUGUUAUGUGGUCCCGGCGGCCAGUCCCAGUCACCAGUCUAGCUGCUGCAUUUGUCAUUUAUUUUAUUUAUUAAAUUUGCAUACCCUCAUUCAUCUGGAGAUCAGAGGGCAGUUCACAAACAUAAAAGCACCAAAUGAGAAAACAAAAAUACAGUGGUACCUUGGGUUACAUAUGCCUCAGGUUACAUACGCUUCAGGUUACAGACUCCGCUAACCCAGAAAUAGUACCUCGGGUUAAGAACUUUGCUUCAGGAUGAGAACAGAAAUUGUGCUCCGGCGGCGCAGCAGCAGCAGGAGGCCCCAUUAGCUAAAGUGGUGCUUCAGGUUAAGAACAGUUUCAGGUUAAGAACGGACCUCCGGAACGAAUUAAGUACUUAACCUGAGGUACCACUGUACAUAAUAAAACAAAGAGGCAGAAGGGAGGGACCCUGAGGGUCAUCUAGCCCAACCCCAUGCAAUGCAGGAAUCAAAGCGUCACUGACAGUCGGCCCUCCAAACUUUGCUCAGAAACCUCCAAGGCAGGAGAUUCCACAACCUCCUCUGCCAAACAGCUCUUGCUGUCAGAAAGUUCUUCCCGAUGUUUAGUUGGAAUCUCCCUUCUUGUACAGUUAUACCUCUUGUUACGUUUGCUUCUGGUUGAGCAUUUUCAGGUUGCGUCCCAUGGUGACCCGGAAGUAACAGAACGGGUUCCUUCCGGGUUUUGUCGCUCGCGCAUGUGCAGAUGCGCAAAAUGACGCCACAUGCAUGCGCAGAAGCGGCGAAUCGCGACCCACGGAGACGCGGGUUGCGUUCUUUUCAGGUUGCGAACGGGCCUCCAGAGUGGAUCCCGUUCGCAACCAGAGGUGCCGCUGUAAUUUGAAUCUGUCGGUUGCGGUCCUGACCUCUGGGGCAGCAGCAGCAAUGUAUUUGGCAGAAACAGAACUGCAGCAGAACACCCACGGCGUCGAUUGCGGUGGGCAGAGAUUGGAAGGGAAAUGGGCCCAGCGAGCCGAUUUUUUGUGCUCUGACGUAGCCACAGCGUGUUCUGGAGCAGCCAGGCUCCUGGCCCCGGAGUCGCUUGCAUUUGCCAAAUUUCUGAGCCCCAGGAGAGUUUUCCUUCACUAACGAGCCUUGAUUGACGCUCUCUCCUCGUUUCCCCACCCUGUUCUCAGGCUGAGCGGACUCUCCCCUUUCCUGGGCGACAACGACACGGAAACCCUCAACAACGUCCUGGCAGCCAACUGGUAUUUUGAUGAGGAAGCUUUUGAGGGCAUCUCCGAAGAAGCCAAGGACUUUGUCUCCAACUUGAUUAUCAAGAACAAAAGGUCUGGGACCAUUUGGGGCAAAAGGGGGGGAAGCUUUGCUCUUUUCUGUGUGGGAACCGAUUAACCUCCAGGUCAGCCAGAGAGCAAAUGGAGAGGCACCGCACCCUUUAACAUUUUCUAGCUGGAGGGAGACCAGUAGAAAAUUGCACAGGCUCUUUAGAAUCAUGGAACCAGAGAGCUGGAAGGGACCACAGGGGUCAUCUAGUCCAACCCCCUUUUCGCCCAGUGUGAGACUUGAACCCACAACCCUGAGAGUCUCAUGCUCCACCAACUGAGCUAUCCCGUUUGAAGAAGCGAAUCUUGCUUCUGCUGUGAUGACAGAGGACGUUUCUGGAAAAGAGGGGAGGCGAUAGAGGUUUCUAAAAGGAAGCAGUGCGCUGAGAAAGGGGAUAGAGAGACUUUUUCUCUCGCUCACAUGACACUAGAAGUUGUGGACAUCCAUAAGGACCUAAAAAGAGCUGGUUGCUGGAUCAGGCCCAUGGCUUUUUUAAAAAAAUUACAUUUUUAUUGAUUUUUUAAUAUAUCUGUUCCAACAGUCAUACAACAUAACUGCUCAUCUUAUACAAUAUUUUUAGACUUCCAUCAACACCUCUGAUGAUUUUCCAUUCUCUAUCGCUUAUUAUGCAUUUCUUAAUUUCUAUGUUUUUAAAAUAUAAUUUAUUAUUUAUACCCCACCCAUCUGGCUGGGCUUCCCCAGCCACUCUGGGCGGUUUCCAACCAAAUAUUAAAUGCAGUAAUACAUCAAACAUGAAAAGCUUCCCUAAACAGGGCUGCUUUCAGAUGUCUUCUAAAAGUCUGGUAGUUGCUGUUCUCUUUGACACCUGAUGGAAGGGCAUUCCACAGGGUGGGCGCCACCACCGAGAAGGCCCUCUGCCUGGUUCCCUGUAGCUUUGCUUAUCGCAAUGAGGGAACCGCCAGAAGGCCCUCGGCGCUGGACCUCAGUGUCCGGGCAGAAUGAUGGGGGUGGAGACGCUCCUUCAGGUCUACUGGACCGAGGCCGUUUAGGGCUUUAAAGGUCAGCACCAACACUUUGAAUUGUGCUCGGAAAUGUCCUGGGAGCCAAUGGAGGUAUUUCAGGACCAGUGUUAUGUGGUCUUGGCGGCCGCUCCCAGUCCCCAGUCUAGCUGCCGCAUUCUGGAUUACUUGUAGUUUCCGGGUCACCUUCAAAGGUAGCCCCACGUAGAGCGCAUUGCAAUAGUCCAAGUGGGAGAGAACCAGAGCAUGUAAAUAUUUAAAACAUUUAAUUAUCCUUAACUAAUAAUUCUCCUCAUUAUCUUUCUUGCAACAUUUCAAAUGAUUCACCUUAUGAAACUUCUUGCAAUCCUACUAGCGUAAUCUGUCCAUCACAAUUGCUUUUCAAAUAGUUUGUAAAUUUACUCCAGUCUUCUGAGAAUCUCUGGUACCGCAGGUUUCGAAUCCUUCCUGUUAAUUUAUCUAACUCUGCAUAGUCCAGGAUCAGGCCAAUGGCUCAUCUAGUCCAGAUUCCUGUUCUCACAGUGUCCAACCAGAUGCCUGUGGGAAAUCUGAAGGCAGGAUUCGAACACAAGCCCUCUGCCGUCCUAGGGUUUCCAUCAACUGGUAUUCAGAAGCAUUGCUUCCCCCCAGCUGGGGAGGCAAGAAAAGGCCAUAAUGACUAGUAUAGCCAUCGGCAACCGUCCAUGAAUUUGCUUUAUCCUCUUUUAAAGGCAUCCUUGUCUCCAGUUGCAGGGAGUUCCACAGUUUAACACUCCAUUGCAUGAAGAAGGACUUCUUUUUAUCUGCCCCGACAUUCAGCUUCCUUGGAUGCUCACGAGUCCUCGUGUUCUGAGAGGGGGAAGAAACACUCCCUUAGUAAUAAUAAUAAUAAUAAUAAUAAUAAUAAUAAUAAUAAUAAUUUAUUUAUACCCCGCCCAUCUGGCUGGGUUUCUCCAGCCACUCUGGGCGGCUUCCAACAGAAUACAGUGGUGCCUCGCAGGACGAAAUUAAUCCGUUCCACGAGUCUCUUUGUCUUGCGGUUUUUUCGUCUUGCAAAGCACAGCUAUUAGCGGCUUAGCGGCUAUUAACGGCUUAGCAGCUAUUAACGGCUUAGCGGCUUAGCGGCUAUUAACGGCUUAGCGGCUAUUAACGGCUUAGCGGCUUUAAGAAAAAGGAAACAAACUCGCAAGACGUUUCGUCUUGCGAAGCAAGCCCAUAGGGAAAUUCGUCUUGCAGAACGACUCAAAAAACGCAAAACCCUUUCGUCUAGCGAGUUUUUCGUCUUGCGAGGCAUUCGUCUUGCGGAGCACCACUGUAUUAAAAUAUUAAAAUACAAUAGUAUAGUGAAGAUAGCUAUUCUUGAUUAGAAAAGGAAAUAAAUUUGAAGAAUGUAGCUUUCUCAACGUCUUCCCAAAAGUCUGUAUUUUAAAAAACACCCAAAAAACCCCCCAAUUGGAGGUCUGGUAUGCGGCUGAAGGGUGGCGAUAUCUGAGUUUUCCCUCAAGGCUCCCUGCAUAUUGAAUUUCUUGCUGCUCCUGAGAUCUUGAGGUUGGGUUUGGGUGCCAGUCGAGAUGCUUACGGGUCUCUGGGACGGAGGUCCAGUUAAAGGAGCUGUGCUGCGAGUCACGCCCUUUAUGAACCGUACCCCAACCCUGCAGACUAGCUGCUAUCACCACGCUCUAGAAAGUUGCGAUACGUGGGAUAUCCAAACCACGUUUUUGAAAGGGGGCCAUGCCCAUUAAACAGUAACAACACACCCACUAAAGAUGAAUGGGCAGUCAAAUUGUGUGAGUGCUUGGAGCUCGCGAAGCUGACAGAUGCAAUAAGAGAUAAACUUAAAAAGAAGAAUGGGGUUUUGUACGUUGCAGGAUGGGGGGGCUAGGGGCUCUGGGAUACAGCAGCUGCAGGUGGUGACCCCCCCGAUAACCUUUGCCUCUCGUCCCCCUCCCCAGCGGACGCCUGAGUGCUGCACAGUGCCUGCAACACCCCUGGCUCAACAACUUGGGAGAGAAAGCCAAGCGGGUCAACCGGCGGCUGAAAUCCCAGGUCCUGCUCCGAAAAUACGUGAUGAAGAGGCGAUGGAAGGUAUUUGCUUCUUUAUUACUGUAUUUUUCGCUCUAUAGGACGCACCAGACGAUAAGACGCACCUAGUUUUGGGGGGAGGAAAACAAGAAAAUAAAUAUUUUGAAUCCCAGAAGCCAGAACAGCAAGAGGGAUCUGGCUUCUGGGAUACCAUGUGGCUGUUCUGGCUUCUGGGAUGACUGCGCCAAGCCUCUUCAGGGCAGCAGGAUGAAGGCUCCCCCUGCCCGGAAGAGGCUGCGCAGGGCUAAGGCAGAAGCCAGGACAGCAAGCGGGAUCGCUGCGUAGCGAUCCCUCUUGCUGUCCUGGCUUAUAGGAUAGCCGCACGCAGCCUCUCUCGGGCAGGGGGAUGAAGGCUCCCCCUGCCCGAAGAGGCUGAGCACGGCUAAGGCAGAAGCCAGGACAGGCACGUUGCUGAAGGGGCGCUGCGCAGUUCUCCCUCUGUGCGCAGCGCCUCUCCUGCGAAGCUGCAGAAGGAACAGAAGGGUCUCCUUCUGUUCCUCCUCCCGCUUCGCUGAAGGGGCGCUGCGCAGCUCUACCUCUCUGCGCAGCGCCAUUCACUCCAUAAGACGCACUCACAUUUCCCCUUACUUUAUAGGAGGAAAAAAGUGCAUCUUAUGGAGCGAAAAAUACGGUAAAUUUCUGUCCUGAGCUUCCUCACAAAGGAAAGGGGCAGCCAGUCGUGGGAGGGAGCUCACCGUAUCCGGAAAUGGGGGGACGGCGGUUUUGGUCCAUUUUCCCACUCCCCUGUGAGUCAUCCCACAAGCUUUGGGCUCAGACUGGGAGGUAGCGCAAUGGCUGCUGGUGGGCCACCCACUGUUUUGGGGUGGGGUUCUAUCACACGCCAGCGGAAUUCAGGUUGCGCAAGUCUAGUUGAGUGGGAGGCCUUGCACAACAAACCUGCUUCCCCCCCAAAAGAUAAGACUUUUUGCAGCCAGGAAAGAGGAAGGGAAAUGCAGUUGCUUUGAUGAACAUCAUUUUAUAUAUAUAUAUAUAUAUAUAUAUAUAUAUAUAUAUAUAUAUAUAAAAUUAGUUUUUCAACAUAUCAUUUUCAACAGUAAUUAAACAUGCUUUCAUAUCUUAUACCAUUUUUUUGACUUCCAUCAAUCACAUCUGGAAAUUUCCCAAUCUAUUCACUAAAUAUACAUUUCUUACUUCCACAAUUACAUUUAAUUCAUAACUAAUAUCUCUAUUCUUUCUCCACUUUGCAAUGCUUCAUACAUUUCUCCUUACAAAACGUCUUGUGGUCCUACUAGCAUAAUUUGUUGAUUACAGUUGCUCUUCAAAUAGUUUGUAUAUUUCUUCCUGGAUGAACAUCAUCUAACCUCCCUGGAAACAAACCAUGAUCGGUGCUCAGUGAACCCAAAAAUUUAAAAAAAAAAAAUUCCCCCCUUUUUUAAAACAAUAUUCUUAUACAUUUAAAUCGUUUUCCGUUUUUGCACAUCUGAGAUUACUUGAAUCCCUGGACUUCCCCCCCACUCUCCCCUGGUUUCCAAUUUUUAUCUGUUUUUUUUAAUCUGUUGCAUCAAAAAUUACAUUUUUUCAAAAUCAUUUUAUAUCCUUUUUUAAACUUUAGUCAUUACAUUAGAAGUCUUAUAACAAUCCUGUUAACCUUUUAAAUAUCUUUGGUGUUCUUUAAGGUACUCUAUAAAUUUCUCCCACAUUUUGCUAAAAAAAUUUACCAGCUUGGUUUCUGAUCUCCACGGUCAACUUUGCCAUUUCAACAUAGUCCAUCAUCUUGGUUAUCCACCCUUGGUUGGGACUUUCUCUUCCUUCCACUUCUGGGCAAAAAGCAUUCUUUUUAAGUACUUUGGUAUUUAAUCCCCUAUUAUUCCCAAUAGAAAAGCUUCUGGUUUUUUGAUAAAGGCUAACUUGAACAUUUUUUUCAAUUCAUUAUAUAUCAUUUCCCAGAAUUACUAUUUUACACAUCCAUAGAAUCAUAGAAUCAUAGAGUUGGAAGAGACCACAAGGGCCAUCGAGUCCAACCCCCUGCCAAGCAGGAAACACCAUCAGAGCACUCCUGACAUAUGGUUGUCAAGCCUCUGCUUAAAGACCUCCAAAGAAGGAGACUCCACCACACUCCUUGGCAGCAAAUUCCACUGUCAAACAUCUCUUACUGUCAGGAAGUUCUUCCUAAUGUUUAGGUGGAAUCUUCUUUCUUGUAGUUUGGAUCCAUUGCUCCGUGUCCGCUUCUCUGGAGCAGCAGAAAACAACCUUUCUCCCUCCUCUAUGUGACAUCCUUUUAUAUAUUUGAACAUGGCUAUCAUAUCACCCCUUAACCUCCUCUUCUCCAGGCUAAACAUGCCCAGCUCCCUUAGCCGUUCCUCAUAAGGCAUCGUUUCCAGGCCUUUGACCAUUUUGGUUGCCCUCCUCUGGACACGUUCCAGUUUGUCAGUGUCCUUCUUGAACUGUGGUGCCCAGAACUGGACACAGUUCCCACUGCGCUUCAGCUGUGAAAGGCUCAGUAGCCUUGCCAGACAAAAUAGUUGGCUAGCUCUGAAACUUCACUUGCAGCUGGGCGACAACUAAUGGAAGGCUCUUCUGCAAAUUCAGCCAUGCACAAGCCCAAUGAAAUCAAUGUGGUUAAGUGCACCUAGCAGUAGCACAGGGUUGGGUUAUUCCCGACCUCGCUUGAGGGGGAGUAAACCCAGAAUCUUACCCAGGGCUCCCACAGACCAUUUCCCCUUCCUCAUAGGUAACAGAAGAAAUUCUGCAACAAAAGUUAGAAGCACAACCUUGAUGUGCAUUGUUUUAAUUUAAUUUUAAUUUUUAAUUUAUUAUAAUUUGACCCUGCGAUGUGAGCUUUCCAGCCUCAAUGCAAUUCCCCCUUUUUUUCACUCUUGUGUGCAUUUUCUUUUCCAACCGCGCAGAAAAACUUCAUCGGCGUCUGUGCUGCAAACCGGUUCAAGAAGAUCACCAGCGCGGGAUCCCUGACCGCGAUGGGCGUCUGA
Messenger RNA from Podarcis lilfordi (Lilford's wall lizard), 87411 nucleotides. NCBI's taxonomy places the organism in Eukaryota, Metazoa, Chordata, Lepidosauria, Squamata, Lacertidae. The record is from the annotation of a GenBank genome assembly.